Podarcis lilfordi (Lilford's wall lizard) is the source of this 55648-nucleotide messenger RNA. The record is from the annotation of a GenBank genome assembly. Lineage: Eukaryota; Metazoa; Chordata; Lepidosauria; Squamata; Lacertidae.
ACUGGGCUAAGGGGACUGUCCCCUGCUGCUGAGUGCUGUUAGUCCAAAUGGCAGACUGGGAGCUUAAAAGAUUGUUGCAGGUGCUGACACAAUUCAACAAAACAGGAACUGAAGUAUACAACCUUCAAGCUGGUUGGUACCUCUUCCCUCCUUGCUGUACUUCCCCUCUGCCUCUGGUCGGGCACUAAAUCAGCUAGACAGGAAACCACCAUCUAAAUGUAGCCUUCAGGCAGAGAACAAGCAGAUAACCAAGAGGAAUAUGAAGAUGUGAGAAGAGAGGGGCAUUUGCAGCAAACGAAGUUGAUGCUGAAAGCGGCAGAUGACACAGGUGAACCUACAAUUGUAUUUUUAAAAAGCAUGUUAAUUUCAUGAGGUGCCUGUUCUUGUUGUAACGUUAUGCACUGAAUGUUCUUGUAGCAUUUUGCACCACAGCAGGGCCAGCUGUACUGUGGCACCCCCAUAGUUAGCCUGCUGCCGUCAAUUGCGGUGGAGGCCAUUGCCAUCGUUGAAAUAGUAUUCAGCUGUCCUGUUGACUUAUGUACCUGGAACAGUGAGGGCACUACCAUGUCCUUUGCCUCAGGCAGAAAAUGACUUGAGCCAGCCCUGCACUACAGCAAACAGAGGUGCUUUAUUUUCUUUUCAAAGCUACUUAUGAUCAUAUAUAUCCUAUUGUCUUUUGAUUGUGGCAACACAACCAACACACUGUGUAUGCAUGUGUUUCAUUGCGCAGUACUAGCACAUGCGAACACCCAGGCCCUGCAAUUCUCAAGCAUCACCACGGAUGAGCAAAAGGCGGUGUGUGGUGAAAUCGAGGUGGGCUGUCACUUCAUGCAUGCCAUCAACACAUCCAGUGGAUCAGGACAGCAUUUCCUGUGCAGCCACCACACAUGUAUGAAUCAGCCCUAAGGAAAGGGCAAGAAGUAACGCUUAAAGGAAUUUCUCCCCUCCCUGCUCUCUGGUCGUAAGUGACGCUGAAUUUCCUGUCCCAGACCACCGGUCCCGGAUAAAGUCGGAGGGCACAGGAUGAAACACCCUCGCUGAAGCUUAGCCGAUCUGGGAACCUGACGGUGCCUGUCCUGGAGGCUUCCUGGAAGUCCUUUGCAUGCUGGUUUGAGGAUUGUGGAAGAAAGGUAGGAUAUAAAAAACGUUGCACCGGCAGAGCGUUUUGGGGGCAACUCGUUUCCGGUGGGAGCAGCGCGCAUGGGCAACACGUGAGGCCAAGAGGGCUUCACUUUUAACUCGACAUGUGUGACGGCUACACAGCAAAAUAAAAUGAAAUAAAAUAAAAAUAGUUGGAUCGUACAUCCUAGGCCCCUCUGUGCUUUAUGUCAGCAUUUGUAAACGGAUCCCACGCUAAGCAUUCGCGCAUUUAUUUGUUUUUCCAAAAAAACCCCUGUGAAGUGUCGUAUUACCCUCGCUUUGGGAUUAUUAUCUUCCUUGCUGCUGCAGUCUUCUUUAGGUUGCACAAGGAGUUUUUAAAGUGCCCGGGCAAGAAGCUCCGCCUCCGGGCUAUGUGGCUCCGGCAGCCUCGCAGCCCGAGCGCGCGAUGCUGCCGUCCCCUCUCCUCCGCCCUGCGGAGCCGAGGGAGCAGUUGAGCCGCGUUUUCCGAUCCAGAAAGGCAGCGAAGGGGGGGAGCAGUCUCUGCUUAGGCUUCCAGCAGCCUAAGCACAAGCCACUCCUAGCGGGGAGAAGCCGAGGAGCCCCGGCGGCGGAAGAAGCGGAGCGCAACCGGGAAGGAGGAGGUAAAGUGGCAACGGAGCCGAGGGGCGCCCUCGAUCGUCAGCCGGGCUGCGUGCUCGGCAGCCCCAGAGACCGGCGCUAUCGCUGCGCGCCUGGCUCAACCCACCGGGCAAGGCGGGCAGAAAGGAAUUGCCGUGCGCCUCGGGUGCCAAGGCACAACGGAUAGGUCUAAACGCGGGUGUUCGUGGCAAGCAGCCGCGGCUCAGCUUUGGAACGCGAGAGCCAAUGGCAAAGCCCGGGGUCCCUCUGAGCAUGUACAGAGUGCGCGGCUGGCCUGUUCUCUUCUUCCUCCCUCCGCGGCCAGUCUUAACUAGGCCCUCUUUGCGUAUGCGCUGAGCCGUGGGCGCUAAAGGUAGAGGAUGCGGGAAACGGCUUUGAGAAGCGACCUUACGCAUGGGACAAGGAGCUCAAAGGAGAGGGAAGCCCCUGCGGUCGGAGCUUUAGGUAGGAGGGAGCCGCUUGCAGCUUAAAACUUUGAUCUGGGAGGGGGUCCCCGCCCCCCUUGCUUUCCAAGGCAGCAGAGACUAACCAGGAGAUAAUAGGGCGCGGGUGUCCCCCAUUAAAAGUGUGGUGGAAUCUUAGCCCCUGGGGGCUCGGGAAAGGUACCCAUCACAAUGGGGACGGGUAGGACUCCGGGCUGAUAGUUGAUGGGCGGGGCAAGGGUAGCCGUAGAAGCGCCCCAAAAAAGUGCGUGAUCUGCGAGCUGCGCCCCAGCAUUCUCUGCGACCUCGCAAGGGAUCCUCUUGGAUCCUGCGGUGUGGAUGAUUGAGGGCUUGGAGCCUUGGACCAUCCCUGUUGGUUGGAUUUCGGGCUCGGCUUUCUAGACCACGUGCCUAGGGAAUGGGAGGGGUUCUUUGAGCGCUCCAGCUGGCUUGAGUAUGUUGUGUAAGAUGACGUCUUUGUAUCGCCUUACUUUUUACGACUGGUAGAAAGGGCUCGGUUCCUCCUCCUUUCAGUCCCGAAGUAAUACGAAGAGUGCGAGUCUGCAUUGGCGGUGGUGGAGAAUGGGGACUUUGCGCAUCUCCUGUUAGUAGCGAGGCUGUUAAUUCACACUGUGGCUUUCAAACUGACAUAAAUCUUACAUUUUUCUUUAAUUCUACAAAUUAGCACUUGCCUCCAGCAAAUUAACCCUUGCCAACAUCUUGCUAUUCAGGCAAAUGGUAUUAACUGCAUCUCCACACCUGAAAGUUGUCAGCUGAAUUUCUGCCUAUCCUGCACCUGCAAUCUUACUGACAACCCUGUGACCAAGUUCAUUGAUCCUCAAUUUGGAGACAAGGAGUAUAAUUUUAAAUUUUCCCAACAAUGAGAGAAGAUGCAACUAUUGGGCUUCCCGCCCUAUUCCUUCAUUGAGCCUUGUGACCAUCCGAAACCAAGACCUCCCACCCCUCUUGUCCCAUUGCAGGUGCCUUAUGUUUAAUAAAACUAGGGCACAUCAAAAUUUGUGCAGGUAAUGUGCAUGUGCUAUCUGCAUCCUUUAGUACCUACGUGUGCUUGGCAGGCUUGAUAACCACUGCAGCACCUUGACUAACAGAGUUUACACUUCCUGGUUCUCAUGCUUACUUCCUCCUUGGCUUAGGCAAUUUUAAUUGCUGAAACGAAGUUAAACUUAUCUUCUAUCUACUAGGCGCUUUGCUGAAAACAGGAAAUGUUGCUCUCCUAGGUGUUGGAAGGUGAAGGGGAGAAGGACCAUAAAAUUUCUUUCUGUGUUGUAUACCUACUUGUAGCUGGUUAGGGAUGCGUGACUAUGAAAGGGAGAUUGGGGUGUAAGGCCUCCUAUAAGCCACCUCCACAGAAUAAGCAGAGAGAACUGCUUGUGUGUGUGCUGAUAAAGUGCAAUGCUGAAAUAUGAAUGCAAAUUGCGGAUGCCGCUGGCUCCCAAGUAAUAAUCCAUACUGGCCCCUUUCUUUUUUAGCAGCCAGGUGGCAUGUCUUUUGCUGCAGCAGAUGUGCAGACGACAAAAAGGGAUGGCUGUAGGGCUCUCUCUAGUUCUUACUCACACCACCUGUACCUCUAAUUGUUUAACUGUCACGGCAGCCUAAUUCUUUUGCAGGAAAAAAACAAUUAAGUGCAACUCCUUGCUGACUCGAAAGGAAAAUAGUUUGUCUGUUGAGUCCUUGAUGUAGUUUGUUACAAUGCAGAGUGUAGCACAGUUCCCUGGGGAGGCAUGUUGUACAAGCCUGUCCCAUGUUGCUGGCUUUUUCAUUAAGGACAGAAUGAGCAUUAGAGUGGUCUUGGGGAUCUUUCACAGCAGAAGUAAACAGCAUGUGAAAAGUGUCUUCUUGGAGGAGAGCAAAAAUCCAAAAGUUUGGUUCCAGAUCUAGACUUCCAGGAUUUCAGUCGUUGAGCUUACUCAAUUAAGUUGUAGGUUGUUCUUUAGUUGAAACAGCAGCACUAGAAACUUUUGGUGGGUUCUGAACUCUAGAUGUUGUUCUUUCUGUUCUUACACUGAAAGCUUGCUACAUUUUUUGUAAGUAUUUUUCUUUUGUGUUUAUAUUAUAACUGAAUGCACUUCAUUCCCACACAAUAAAUAAAAUAGGAAGGAAGGUGGUGUGUGUGUGUGUGUGUGUGUGUGUGCUCACAUGUCGCCCUAAACAAGGUGGCUUGUUUUAAACAACCCAUAGUUAAUGUUAACCUCAGUUUGUCAAUUUGGACAAAAUGGCAAACUGAUGUUUUUGAAUUACUCCUGACUGUGCAGGAGCAGGGGGGAAGCAUGCAAACACAAAUCAUGCUGUAGCUAGUUCAAGUUUGUGCAUGUCACACUGAACUAUGGUUUAGCACAGGCUUCCUCAACCUCGGCCCUCCAGAUGUUGUGCGACUACAUUCCCCAUCAUUCCUGACCACUGGUCCUGCUAGCUCAUGGGCGUUGUAGGCCAAAAACAUCUGGAGGGCCGAUGUUGAGGAAGCCUGGUUUAGCAUGAUGGUUUGUGUCCAUCAGUUCUAUUGUGACCAGACUGGCUCGCUAAAUGAACUGGGAGGGAAACCCAGCAAAAGUUCAACAUUUUUGUCAGUUAUUAUCUGGCAGGAAAUAUGAGGAAAAGCCUAAAAGUUCAGAAAGUAUGAGGGGUAGAUGAGGAAAGUUCAGAAUGUUCUGUUUGUUUCCCUCCAGCUCAUGCCCUUUUAACUGUUGCAAGUCUCAUGCAAAGCAUGAUUGCAUAAGCAGUAAGUAUCCUAAGCCUGCCCUACUGGAUAAUCUGUGACAUACAGACCAACCUGCUCCUCCAGAAACUACUACCCUUCUUCUUGUGACUUCAUUAUUCUGAAAGACUUUAUUCUUCAGCACUAUACAAAUCCAAUGUGCAGGGCUUAUCCAGGCUUUUUUUUUUUUAAGUGACAAGUAACUUGCAGUGAAGCCCUGCCAUUUCUGCAACUGCUUUCCAAUGUGUGUGCAAAAGCAUCCUUUUGUUACCUAUAUAUCCAAUGUUUUCUGCAGCAUCAACACAUUCUCCCUGGCUAUUCUCCCUCCACACUUAUCAGCACAUACUGUCCCAUUGAUAAUGCUAAAAGGCUUUACAUUUCACAUUAUGGCUAAAUUAAGUUGGUGUGGUGCUUUCACUGGUUGCAUGGGAAAUCCUUAAAGAUCUUAAGUUUUGCUUUCAUCCAGCAUGUGCUUAUUGCAGCUUUGCCCUCCAGAUGUUUGGAGCUACUGCUCCCACCAACCCCAGCUGAAAUCGCUGCGCUGGUUUAGGCUGAUCAGAGUUGUAGUCCAAAACAUCUGGAGCCUGCCUUAUUGCAUCUGCAUUAAGUUGUCAUAUUAUGUCGGUUGACUUUCUUGGUGUGAUCUAGACAUUGGCAUUCAUAUAUCUGACUGCGUAUCAUUGAUGGAAUGGGGUGAACACCACUAGUGUUAUUGAGUCGUGUGUGUACACUAUGUUGGCAUCUGUCUGCUGUCUUGAGGGACAAUGGAGUGCUCUAGCAAAAAGCUAGAGAAUCACAGCGCCUGCUGUGGCUGCAGAGAAUGGGAACUUGUAACUGCUGCCUCUUGCCUUGUUUUUGUUGCGUUAGCAGAGCUGAAGUGACCUUUCUGAGGCCUCUUAUGGGGCACCAGUGCAGUACCAGGUGUGAAGAGAUGGAGAAUGUAUGAUUCUGUGGUCCUUGGAAAUUACACAAAUGCAGUGUCCCCCUCUCCUGGUAUAUUCUUUGCUAUUGCUAGGUUGAUACCCAUUGCAGUCACCGGGGAAGAGUGCUGGGGAUGUGAACACUUUUUUUGAAAACUUAAAAUAAGGACAUUGCUGCAGGGGCUUGCUGCAAGGUUAUGGGGACCAUUUGCUUUAUAUUUCAAUGUUUGUAACAAUUCAUAAAGUGGUAUGGGCACGGGAGGAAGGGUUGUGUUGCUGUUCACUAAUUAUGACAAAAAAUAUCUAAUGGGCACCAAUUAAUAUAUGUGGAGCCACACUACAUUAUACUUGGUGUAUUCAUGAAUAGCAUGAUUCCAGUCUGGGAAAGAAUGCAAUUUUCCUAAGUAUGAUUGGCUGAACAGAACACUAGGGAAACGUGAUAUUUGGAAUUGCAAUCUAGUGCAGAAUGUCCGAAGCAAAUGGUAGACAGGUGCAGUUUACAGUGCAAAGUCUCCGGCACCAUACUGUGCCACCUCUUCUGUUUUGCUUUCGUUGCCCAAGGAUUAAUAAUUAAUUAUGCCUUUUAGCACUCUUUUAAAUGUCUUCCUAGGUCAGACCAGAACACUUUGCAUUCAGAUUGCUCCUAGCACCUCAGGGUUUGUUCCAGUAAGGAAGUAACAUUGUACAAAGGGUCUUCCAACCAUUGUGAAAUGGUUACUCCUCAUGGUUGCAACUCCCCCCCCCAGCUUCCAUGCAAUAUUGUUGGCAUCAAAAUACCAGCCUGUAUUCCUCACCCUGCUUUUAACCUGGAUUUACCCUUGGGGAGGGGAUCCUAUAUGCUUUUUAAAAACACCCAAACAACCCAAUAGCAGAAGAAUAUGUUUACUGUGUUAUGGCCCCCCUCCUGUCCCAAAGCACCCUAAUUCUCCUUCACCUCACUGUCACAUGGGUGUUUUGACUUCUCUUAUGGCCAGAUCUUGUGAAAUUGUCAAUUGAAAGCCUGCUGAUUGCUAUGAUUCAUGAUGAUGUCCUUGGUCUAGAGUCAGUGGUCAGUCUUCCAUCAUUCCCUCCUACUGCUCACCAGAGAAGUGUAUUGUCUGUGAUGGUUACAAUCACCAACCAAGUAAUGCACAAGGGCUAUAGAUAAGGACUGCAGAACCUUGACAGUUGCUUUUUCUUCUAGCAGAUGUUAACAUUUCGGAAUGGGGAGAAAGUGCAAAAAGGAAAAUGCUUCCUUCAUCUAGCUGCACCUGCUUUCUUUAGACUGAGGACCUGAUUUUUAAUGUGCAAAAUCUACACUGCUUCAUAACGUGGGUAAACUAAAGAUGAAAUAUUUUGUAAUACAGUCCCAGAACAAGUUUGUAAUCUGUUAGAUGGGGAAUAAAGCUCAGGCAGGCUGGCAAACAAGUUUGGGUGGUGAAUUUCCGAGCGAUAACAGAGCGAAGGAUUUGGAUGUUUGUUUUUGCAAAACUGAAAUCAAGCUCUGGAUAGGUUUAGUGAAGAAAUGGUAGCUAAACUGAAGCUCAGUCUAGGCAAGACAGAGGUCCUGUUGGUGGUUUCUUCUGCCCUGGAAAGUGGUGUUCACCCCACUCCAGAGUGGGUUGCAUUCCCUCUUAAAUUAGGGGUGAGGAACCUGUGGUCCUCCAGAUGUUGAUGAAUGACAGCUCCUGUCCAUGUUGUCCAUGUUGUCUGGGGCUGCUGAAAGUUGGAGUCCAACAAUACUGCAAGGGCCAUAGGUUCUCUAUCCCCUGAUCUAGACUAUGGUUGCAGCAGCAAUCCUGGAGUGAGCAAUGGGUGCUAAACGGUUUUUUUUAGAGAUAUUUCUUUGCCCUCUGGAUUAUUCAACGCUUUAUGAUACUUCAUGAGCAUCAAAAGCAGUUCAUGAGCAGUUGAAGAAGGAGCAAAAAGGGUUUUCUUGUGUGUGUGUGUGUGUUUCUUUGUGGCUGAUUAGCUGCUCUCCCUGUGUAAAGGUCAGAGGGGGCAGGGUUUCUGUUGAGGCAGGUGAUUAGCUGUGGGAGGAGCUUAUCAGAGCUUGCAGGGCAGCAGUUGAAGAAGGAGCAAAAAGGGUUUUCUUGUGUGUGUGUGUUUCUUUGUGGCUGAUUAGCUGCUCUCUCUGUGCAAAGGUCAGAGGGGGCAGGGUUUCUGUUGAGGCAGGUGAUUAGCUGUGGGAGGAGCUUAUCAGAGCUUGCAGGGCAGCGGCACGUGCAGUUUGAUCCAUCUUUUAGAUUUAGGGGAGCUAGUCUCAAACGUUUGUUGGGGGAGACCUAGGGUUUUUUUGUGGGGGGAGUUAUUUGUCCUGUCUUCACGCUUUUUAUGAUGGAGAACCGCUGUAGCCACCCCCAACGACACGUUCUCAAGAUGGAGGGAGAGGGAACAGCUGCAGUCGCCUGCGGUUCCUGCGCAAUGUUUGCCAUCUUGCCAAAGGUUGCAGGCAGCUUUACCUGCAGCAAUUGCAUGUUGAUUGCCCUCUUAAAAGACAAAGUCCAGCAACUGGAGGAACGUGUAGCUACGCUCCAAAGAAUUAGAGAGCUGGAGCUCUUCUUGGAAGCAACAGAGCACACCGUCUCCACCAAGGAGGAGACAGGGGACUCCCUGAGAAGGAGGCUAGUUCACCAACACAGGAGCCAGAUAUAUGGAGAAACGUGACCCAAAGAAGUAGGAGGCCCAGGGUUCGCUCUGAUUGUUUAGACAUACACAAUCGCUUUGAGGUCCUCUCCCCUAGCAUGGAAGACGAAGAGCAGACUCCAUUUGAGGAUCUCCCUCAUUACAGUCGAUCAGGUAUAUGAAGACGAGCAGCAAAGUCAGUCCUCAGGGAAUGUGCAGGCGACCUUGGAACGGACAGCUCACGGAAGAACCCCGACCAAACCUAAGAGGAGGCGUGUAGUGGUGAUAGGGGAUUCCCUACUGAGGGGAACAGAAGCAGUGAUCUGUGGGGCUGACAAGAUGUCUCGGGAAGUGUGCUGUCUCCCCGGCGCUAAGAUCCAAGAUGUAACUGAACGACUGCAAGGAAUCAUAAAACCCACUGACAAAUACCCCUUCCUCUUGGUUCAUGUGGGAACCAAUGACACUGCAAGCAAUAGCCUCCAGAAGAUCAAAAGAGACUACGAGGCUCUGGGCAGGAAACUGAAGCAAUUAAAUGCACAAAUUGUCAUCUCAUCUGUCCUCCCAGUUGAACGACGUGGCCCAGGGAGAGAGGGAAAAAAUAGUGGAAGUGAACAGCUGGCUUCGCAAAUGGUGUAAACAGGAACGGUUUGGAUUCUUAGAUCACGGACUGCAGUUUCUUGAAGAUGGACUUCUGGCAAACGAUGGGCUGCACCUCACAACGGUUGGGAGAAAUGUUUUUGCCAAAAAUCUCAGAAACCUCAUCAGGAGGGCUUUAAACUGACUAAUGUGGGGGAGGGAGACAGUGCUCCUGAAGGUAGGAGUCUAUCAAUUGAUGAAGAGGAUCAUCCAAAUGUCAUAGACCAAAUGGAGCAAACAGCACGCAGACCUAGUGGUGGGAGGAAAAAAUCCUUAAAUAAGAGACACGGGGGAAUGAUUAAUGGACUUCAAUGUCUGUACACUAAUGCGCAAAGCAUGGGAAAUAAACAAGAUGAGCUUGAGCUCUUGGUACAGCAAACUAAAUCUGACAUAAUAGGCAUCACUGAAACCUGGUGGGAUAAGUCCCACGAUUGGAAUGUAAUAAUGGGGGGAUACAAUCUAUUUCAGAGAAACAGACCAGACAAGAAAGGAGGAGGAGUGGCGUUAUAUGUCAGGGAUGUGUAUACCUGUGAAGAGAUCCAAGAUUUAGAUCCCCAAAGCCAAAGUGAGAGCAUUUGGGUCAAAAUUAAGGGAGAGAAGAAUAACAGUGACCUCAUUGUGGGAGUUUACUAUAGAUCCCCAAGCCAAACGGAGGACAUAGAUGAUGCCUUCCUGGAACAGAUGGCCAAGCAUGCAAAAGGAAGGGAGAUAGUAGUAAUGGGGGACUUCAAUUACCCGGAUAUUUGUUGGAUGUCAAACUCAGCCAAGAGCAUAAGGUCAAACAGAUUCCUCACUGGCCUUGCAGACAACUUCAUUGUCCAGAAAGUGGGAGAAGCAACAAGAGGAACAGCCAUUUUAGAUCUGGUCCUAACCAAUGUUGAUGACCUGGUUAGUGGGGUAGAAGUGGAAGGAUCAUUAGGCGCGAGUGAUCAUGCUCUUCUGAAGUUUACUAUACAGCGGAAAGGAGCAGCCAAGCAUACUAGGACUCAAUUUCUUGACUUUAAGAAAGCCGACUUCAUAAAACUUAGGGAAGUGCUGGGUGAGAUCCCAUGGACAGUAAUACUAAAAGGAAAGGGAGUUCAUGAUGGCUGGGAGUUUGUUAAGAGGGAGAUAGUAAAAGCACAACGUCAGGCAAUACCAAUGAGACGGAAACAUGGAAGGUGCCUAAAGAAGCCAGGGUGGCUAUCUAAAGAACUUUUAACUGAGUUAAGAUUAAAAAGGAUGUGUACAAAAAUGGAAAAGGGGGAAACCACCAAAGAGGAAUUCAAACAAAUAGCCAGCACGUGUAGACACAAAGUCAGAAAAGCUAAAGCACAGAAUGAACUCAGGCUUGCUAGAGAGGUUAAAAGCAACAAAAAGGCUUUUAUGGGUAUGUUCAGUAGCAAAAGGAAGAACAAAGAAACAGUGGGGUCACUCAGAGGAGAAGAUGGUGAAAUGCAAACAGGGGACACAGAAAGGGCUGAACUCCUCAAUGCCUUCUUUGCCUCAGUCUUCUCCGAUAAAGAAAACAAUGCCCGACCUGAAGAAUUUGGAGCAAAUGAUUCAGCAAAGGAAACACAGCCCAGAAUAACUAAGGAGAUAGUACAAGAAUACUUGGCUAGUUUAGAUGUAUUCAAGUCUCCAGGGCCAGAUGAACUGCAUCCAAGAGUAUUAAAAGAACUGGCAGAUGUGAUCUCAGAACCACUGGCAGUCAUCUUUGAGAAUUCCUGGAGAACAGGUGAAGUCCCAGCAGACUGGAGGAGGGCAAAUGUUGUCCCUAUUUUCAAAAAGGGGAAAAGAGAGGACCCAAAUAAUUACCGCCCAGUCAGUCUGACAUCAAUACCAGGGAAGAUUCUAGAGCAGAUCAUUAAGCAAACAGUCUGUGAGCACCUAGAAAGGAAUGCUGUGAUCACCAAUAGUCAGCAUGGAUUUCUGAAAAAUAAGUCAUGUCAGACUAACCUGAUCUCGUUUUUGACAGAAUUACAAGCCUGGUAGAUGAAGGGAACGCAGUGGAUGUAGCCUACCUUGAUUUCAGCAAGGCAUUUGACAAGGUGCCCCAUGAUAUUCUUGUAAAGAAGCUGGUAAAAUGCAGUCUUGACUAUGCUACCACUCAGUGGAUUUGUAACUGGCUGACUGACCGACCGAACCCAAAGGGUGCUCAUCAAUGGUUCCUCUUCAUCCUGGAGAAGAGUGACUAGUGGGGUGCCACAGGGUUCUGUCUUGGGCCCGGUCUUAUUCAACAUCUUUAUCAACGACUUGGAUGAUGGACUCAAGGGCAUCCUGAUCAAAUUUGCAGAUGACACCAAACUGGGAGGGGUGGCUAACACCCCAGAGGACAGGAUCACACUUCAAAAUGACCUUGACAGAUUAGAGAACUGGGCAAAAACAAACAAGAUGAAUUUUAACAGGGAGAAAUGUAAAGUAUUGCACUUGGGCAAAAAAAAUGAGAGGCACAAAUACAAGAUGGGUGACACCUGGCUUGAGAGCAGUACAUGUGAAAAGGAUCUAGGAGUCUUGGUUGACCACAAACUUGACAUGAGCCAACAGUGUGACGCAGCAGCUAAAAAGCCAAUGCAAUUCUGGGCUGCAUCAAUAGGAGUAUAGUAUCUAGAUCAAGGGAAGUAAUAGUGCCACUGUAUUCUGCUCUGGUCAGACCUCACCUGGAGUACUGUGUCCAGUUCUGGGCACCACAGUUCAAGAAGGACACUGACAAACUGGAACAUGUCCAGAGGAGGGCAACCAAAAUGGUCAAAGGCCUGGAAACGAUGCCUUAUGAGGAACGGCUAAGGGAGCUGGGCAUGUUUAGCCUGGAGAAGAGGAGGUUAAGGGGUGAUAUGAUAGCCAUGUUCAAAUAAAUAAAAGGAUGUCACAUAGAGGAGGGAGAAAGGUUGUUUUCUGUUGCUCCAGAGAAGCGUACACGGAGCAAUGGAUCCAAACGACAAGAAAGAAGAUUCCACCUAAACAUUAGGAAGAACUUCCUGACAGUAAGAGCUGUUCGACAGUGGAAUUUGCUGCCAAGGAGUGUGGUGGAGUCUCCUUCUUUGGAGGUCUUUAAGCAGAGGCUUGACAACCAUAUGUCAGGAGUGCUCUGAUGGUGUUUCCUGCUUGGCAGGGGGUUGGACUCAAUGGCCCUUGUGGUCUCUUCCAACUCUAUGAUUCUAUGGGUAGGCAAACUAAGGCCUGGGGGCCAGAUCCAGCCCAGUCGCCUUCUAAAUCUGGCCCGCGGACAGUCUGGGAAUCAGCAUGUUUUUACAUGAGUAGAAUGUGUGCUUUUAUUUAAAAUGCAUCUCUGGCUUAUUUGUGGGGCAUAGGAAUUCGUUCAUCCCUCCCCCCCAAAAAAUAUAGUCCGGCCCCUCACAAGGUCUGAGGGACAGUGGACUGGCCCCCUGCUGAAAAAGUUUGCUGACCUCUCCGCCAGACUAACCUCCCCGGGGAGAGCAUUCCACAAACAGGGAGCCACUGCAGAAAAGGCCCGUUCUUGUGUUGCCACCCUCCGGACCUCUUGUGGAAGAGGCACAUGAAGAAGGACCUCAGAUGGUGAUCUUGGGGUCUGGGGAUGGGAUGAAGCCAACAAAGUUAGCGCAAGAAUUUCCACCUGUGCAAUAGUACUUCCUCUUGCUAUUCUUUCCUCUCUUUAUGCAACUCCUGUGCCCCUCUAAACAGAUCUUUUUUUGCACUGGUGGGGUGGGUUGCACAGGGAGUGGAGUGGGACAAGAAACCCUAUUGCCCACCCCACCCCCAAUAUUCUAAAGAGGGUCUCUUCUCCAGUCUUCAGAGAGUAGCUGGAAGUGGGGAGGCAGAAAGGUCCUCCUCUCCUUCCACUCUGCAGUUUUAAUCUGAAACCUUAGGUGUGGUACUGCGCCCAGAGCUCAGAAACUGAUCACGCUAAUGAAAUUCCCUGUCGCAAAAUGCACCUAGAACAAUGGGAGUUUUGAACACUGGCAGGAAGCGGACAUGGACUUCCUGACAGCAAGAGCUGUUCGACAGUGGAAUUUGCUGCCAAGGAGUGUGGUGGAGUCUCCUUCUUUGGAGGUCUUUAAGCAGAGGCUUGACAACCAUAUGUCAGGAGUGCUCUGAUGGUGUUUCCUGCUUGGCAGGGGUUGGACUCGAUGGCCCUUGUGGUCUCUUCCAACUCUAUGGUUCUAUGAUUCUAUGAUUCUAUGAAAAGGAUUCCACUGUAAAUAUGCCUUGCCAUCAUUAUAUCCAUUCCCCAGGAAAAAACCCUCUUGAUAUCUAGUCUAUGGGCAUGUGUGGGGUUACGUAGCUUCCUAUAAUUGAGUGCUUGGUUCAAAAGAAACUGAUAGCUCAGAACUGGUAAUGCCACAGACUCUGUCACCUUUUAUCUUAAACUCUGCUCACCCAGUGCAUUUGAAGCUGAUUAUGUCCCCCAAAGUGUUCUGGGAACUGUAGUUUGAUAUGGGUACUGGGUAUGAUAGCUGUGUGAGGCGUAAAGUUCCCAGAAUUCUUUGGGGGAAGUAAUGUGCUUUAAAUGUAUGGUGCAUACAUAGCCUCUUAUCCCUCUCCCACAAUGUCCUACACUAAUUGCACAAAAAUAAAAGCAGGUUAGGGUUGGCUAAAGGAGAAACGACUUUCGAACUGGACUGAAGUUAGCUUUUUGUAAGGCCACCAAAGUGGAAGAUAGCCCAGUCUGCAUAUUAGUGGCGUGCUGUGUUAUUUUUUUUUAUAUGUCUGUUGUAAAUGUGAGUCACACAACUAGGUGUGUAAUCAUGCCAGUUGUGUAAUCACGCUUGAUAUGCAGGUUCUCUGAUGAAAUGUGUAGUAGCCAAGAGGUGCACAGUCUGUUUAUUUCUCUGCAUAAGCUUCUUUCAAUCCUGCACUGCAUUGGGGAAGGGCUUUUGUUUGUGUGUAAUGCUGUAGCGUGCUUUUGAAAAGAUAGGCUCCUUCUUUGGUUAAGGCAGUGGUUUGGGAUUUGGAAGGUCAUUGCUUCAAUCCUCUCUUCCUGUCUGGGAGCAAUUACUCAAGAUCACUUAGCAGGAUCACUUACUCCUUUAAUCUUCUCGUUGAACUCACACCUACAGAGGCUCAGGAGUCCAGUGUCAGGGCUUGUUCCUCCCCUGUGCAGUGCAUGCUUGUGGGUGAAGAGAGGGCUGUGAAUAUGCAGUCUGGGGUUGGUAGUUCUUUUCCAUCAGAGUGGUGAAUGCAAAGCACAAGGAUGUGGGUGUGGGGGGCAUAGGCAUCACCGUGAAGUUUCAAAAUAUUUGGAAGGAUCUCAGAGUAGGGGUGUGGCUUUCACAGGUAUUUAGUAUGCAGAAGUUCAAAACAAAUGCAUGUGUUUGGCAGCCCUGGAAAUCAAGCCACACACAGGGUGUCUGAGGCUUUAGACAGUCCUAUUCAACAGUGGUUGCAGGAUGGAGGCACGAUGAAGGCAAAUAUCUGCAGUGCUCUUUGUGUCUUCCUGCUUAUGUCUGCAGUAUUGACAAACAGAUCGUUUUCAGGUCAGAUUGCUGCUCCUGCAGUCUAUUGCUCCAGUGGCGUCUCUUCAGAAUACAGUGGUACCUUGGGUUACAAACACCUCGGGUUACAAACACUUCGGGUUACAGACUUCACUAACCUGGAAGUAGUACCUCGGGUUAAGAACUUUACCUCAGGAUGAGAAUAGAAAUUGUUCGGCGGCAGCAGGAGGCCCCGUUAGCUAAAGUGGUACAUCAGGUUAAGAACAGUUUCAGGUUAAGAACAGACCUCCGGAACGAAUUAAGUUCGUAACCAGAGGUACCACUGUAUAUUGAAUAGAGACAGAAUCUGAUAGACACAAAUGGUAUCUCCAGGCCUCUCUCUACAUUGCUUGAUGCAGUCAGUGCUGCAGAGCCUUUAAACAAGCUAUGCUGAGCCUGCCUGUCUGAGGGCGCAAGCAUUUCCUCAUUGGUUAAGGACCCAUCUGGUUGCUUAGGAUAUUACAUAAAUAAUUCCAAGGUGCAAUUGGUUAAUGUUCUUGAGUGUCUCCCUUGAUCUCUGCCUUUGUCUCUAAAGCAGGUUUUUCUAUAUCAGUGCUAUUGGCACAAGGGUGGGUGGGGGAAUGGAUUCUGAGAUGUUCUUAGCACUGCCCAAGGCUUUUGCUUCAACACAAUGUUGUAUGUUGUGAUGAUUGUUUGAUUACUGUCACUCCACCUGAGUGGAUCUCAAGGCGGGUUACACCACAAAACCACAAUAUAAAAAAUGCAAAAUACAUAACAAAAUAAGAUUUAAAAAACCCAAUAAUCUCCCCUCUCACGAUACAUUUGAAAGUAUAUCGGAUGUUAAAGGUCUAUAAUGAAAGCGCCAGACCAAAAAGCCAAUGCAAUUCUGGGCUGCAUCAAUAGGAGUAUAGUAUCUAGAUCAAGGGAAGUAAUAGUGCCACUGUAUUCUGCUCUGGUCAGACCUCACCUGGAGUACUGUGUCCAGUUCUGGGCACCACAGUUCAAGAAGGACACAGACAAACUGGAACGUGUCCAGAGGAGGGCAACCAAAAUGGUCAAAGGCCUGGAAACAAUGCCUUAUGAGGAACGGCUAAGAGAGCUGGGCAUGUUUAGCCUGGAGAAGAGGAGGUUAAUGGGUGAUAUGAUAGCCAUGUUCAAAUAUAUAAAAGGAUGUCACAUAGAGGAGGGAGAAAGGUUGUUUUCUGCUGCUCCAGAGAAGCGGACACGGAGCAAUGGAUCCAAACUACAAGAAAGAAGAUUCCACCUAAACAUUAGGAAGAACUUCCUGACAGUAAGAGCUGUUUGACAGUGGAAUUUGCUGCCAAGGAGUGUGUGGAGUCUCCUUCUUUGGAGGUCUUUAAGCAGAGGCUUGACAACCAUAUGUCAGGAGUGCUCUGAUGGUGUUUCCUGCUUGGCAGGGGUUGGAUUCGAUGGCCCUUGUGGUCUCUUCCAACUCUAUGAUUCUAUGAUUCUAUGGGUAGGCAAACUAAGGCCUGGGGGCCGGAUCCAGCCCAGUCGCCUUCUAAAUCUGGCCCGCGGACAGUCUGGGAAUCAGCAUGUUUUUACAUGAGUAGAAUGUGUGCUUUUAUUUAAAAUGCAUCUCUGGCUUAUUUGUGGGGCAUAGGAAUUCAUUCAUCCCUCCCCCCCCAAAAAAAUAUAGUCCGGCCCCUCACAAGGUCUGAGGGACAGUGGACUGGCCCCCUGCUGAAAAAGUUUGCAGACCCCUCCGCCAGACUAACCUCCCUGGGGAGAGCAUUCCACAAACAGGGAGCCACUGCAGAAAAGGCCCGUUCUUGUGUUGCCACCCUCUGGACCUCUUGUGGAAGAGGCACAUGAAGAAGGACCUCAGAUGGUGAUCUUGGGGUCUGGGGAUGGGAUGAAGCCAACAAAGUUAGCGCAAGAAUUUCCACCUGUGCAAUAGUACUUCCUCUUGCUCUUCUUUCCUCUCCUUAUGCAACUCCUGUGCCCCUCUAAACAGAUCUUUUUUUGCACUGGUGGGGUGGGGAGUGGAGUGGGACAAGAAACCCUAUUGCAUAGUAGGAGGUCCUUGCGCUAACAGGAUGACUCCAUUAAAUGCAACCAGAUUUUGUGUGUAUCUCAAAUAUUUCCCUGAGUUGAAACCUUGGGAAAGAGUUUCUGGGAAAGGGUCCUAUAUGCUGUUCAAACAACUGGCAAAGGCAGUUACUGAUUAAGCCUGGGCAGUGUAUAGUUUGUCAUGAUUCAAAGUCUUGAGGAAAACAGGCUUUACUGAAAUCUUCACAAAAGUUUAUGCCGUAAAAUAUUUCUUUGUCUUUAAGGUAACUUCCAUUGUGUGUUUUCACUAACAAGGUAGCUUGUUUCACAAUUUUUUUUCAAAAUUUUGGUGGGUGUUUUUUCCCACAGUCAGAGAAAUUUAUUGCAUGGUGGUUGGGGUCUGGAUCACCAAGUGUUCAAAAUGUGAGACGUAUGCUUUCAAAUUGCAAGUGUCAGAAGAUACUUAAUCUUUAAGUUUCAAGGACUGAAAGGAGAGGGCAUUGAAACAGCCCUCAAAGACUUCCUUAGAUAGCGAGUCUCCUGGCUAAUAUCCUGUUUACUAAUACUUGGCACUGUUGGUUUCUUCCAUACCCACUCCCCUUGUUUAAUUUACAAGUCAAAUGUACCCAGUUUCCUGCCUUACAUGACCCUCACUGGGGAAUGAGGAGGACUUAAUCAUACAUGGGGAGGGAUUAUAGUCUUGGUUGCCAUUGUCCUUUGUGUUCACUGUAUAACAAACAGCUUCCAGUUCUGGUUGAUGUCAGCAUAGGCUUAUUAAUCCCAAAUGUUUGAAAUGUAACAGUUAGCAUUUUUUAAAAAUCUAUAUUUUUAUUUUUUAUUUUUAUUUUUGCUUCUAGGGUUAGCCUGUACCCUCAUGCAUACUUUUCCAGCAGUAAACACCACUGGAUGUACUUCUGAGUAAAUCUUGCAGCACAGAGCACUUUUCAAUGUUAUAUAUUCAAAUCCUCCUCCCCAACCAUAGCCAAAGCGUAACUCCUGCCAGAAGAAAAUGAUUGAAAGAGAGGAACUCAUUGGGUUGCCAGACCCCAGUGUAUUUCAUGUCUGGAAGAUAGAGAACAGAGGAAGUGGGAAUGAAGGCAGGCAGGCAGGAAUGAUGUAAUAAUCCUCCCCCACCCCCUCAUUUUGAGGGAAUAACCAUGUGACACACUGGAGAUUUGUAAAAGUGGUUCCCAUGACAAAGAGCAUGCUUGACAAACUGUGCAAACAUUUGCAUGUAAUCAGGAAGCGUCAGUGAAAUGCACUUGCUUUGUAUAUGUGCAUGUCCAGGGUUGGUAUUCGUUUGUCUCAAGGGACAAUGGAGUGCGCCUCUAGGGGUGAGGUCAAACCACUACAUUAGCAGCGCUAAAGCCUGGGCAGUGUGUAGGUCCUGGGAUGCCCAGAAGACAACACACACACACCCUGCCUUGCUGAUACGGUCCAGAGGAAAGCAGAGCAAUAUGUUUGGCACCAGCUUGGCUGCAGGAAUGGCCGGAAGUAUACAAGGCGCCAUCCAAACGCCUUAGGAACUCCACUCCAGAUCUGUGUAGGGUUUACUCCUUAGUCUUUGUCUUCUUCCAAAGAUAUCCUGCAAGGCAACAGAGGUUUAAGAUCAGAGUCUUCCUUCUCCUAGUUGAGCUACCUUCCCUGGUUGACGAGUCCCACAUGCACCCUACAUCACAUGCAGAAACCGCCUUCUUGACUGUUGGACCCACUAUUGGUCUCAUCCACUCAAUCCACUGAAGCCUUUCUUCAAAUGCAGGGGAAAUUCCUGACUCACAGAGGGUUUGAGACCCAUCAGCUACCCUCACCUGGUUUAGCUGGCCAGUUGAAGCCGUUUCCUGGGGUGUGGCCACUGUUGCAUGCUGACAGCUUCUAGGAGUCACAGAUCAGAGCUGAGUGUAGGGUAAGGACCAAAGGUGGACAAGCUACGCUAGAGAGAGCAUUAUGUGUCCCCCCCACCUCAUGGCAUACUACCCCCAACACCCCAUACACCCCAGGGUAAUGUGUGGUAAAGGGUAACUCUUGCAUGUCCUCUCUGGGGAGAGGCCUGUGCAUCUCAAGGGGGAUUUUUUGCACUAAAUCAAAUUAUUUCCAUAUAUUUAUCCAAGAAAUCCAGAAAGAGGACAUGUGCAUGGUGUUUUCUUUGCCAUAUCAUGAGAAAUCACACUGCGUUUGUUCUGGGUGAGUGCUAUGAUGCCACCAACCAACCUCCCCCUUUUUUGGUUCAUGUGGGGCAACUCUGGAUAUCUGUGAAAAAAGCAAAGGGAGCCAUGUUGGUUCACAAGAAAUAUUCCAAAAUCCACAGCAUUCUAAGGACCAACAAAAAUGUUACAAACUCUGUAGUGGACAUAGCUUUCAAGCCCAGAGUCUUUGUACAGCUCAGCUGUUAACACUGAGCAUAAAGAUGUUUGUACAAGAUGAAACAUAUAUUAGAAAAAACGUAUCUUAGAGUUGGAAGGACUCACAAAGACUCACUGCCACACCACCACUGAUAGGUAACUGUCCAGCCUCUGCUUAAAAACCUUUAACUAAUGAGAAUUCACCACCGUCUAUGACAUGAGAGCUGCAAUGUUUAAUGUUUAACUAAAUGCAGCCAUGGAAUUUGUGAGUGCUAAUUUGAUUAGGGAAGAAGCACAGAGGUGAAUAUUUUAAACUUAUUAUCCCUUCACUGUUUGCCUGUUCUAAAUUGUUCUCACACAGACGCGUGUAUAUGUGCGCGCACACACAUACACACAGAGUUGCUCUUUGUUCCAUUCAGAGAAAAAUACUGGCAUAAAACAAGUUCCUGUAUCACACACACACAGCAAAUAGGCAUCUUUGGGAGGGCAAUGUUGUAAAUAAAAAUAUGCCCUUUUCCCUUAUGGGGUAUCCAAGAGCCCAUAUAGAGUCCUUACAUAGGUUCCCUAUUGGUAGGAGAAAAUAACAGAGGCCAACCAGAGAAUAUUGAGAAGCAAAGCAGCUAGUAAGCUUGAUCUUUAUUAAUCUGUUGCAACAGGGUGCUCCCCUCACACGCAGGAGAGGAAGAGGACCCCCAAAAAUGCUGUGCAAUGGCUUAUAAAGACUUUUGAAAUUCCCAUCCUCUAGAUCAAGACCACCCCCCAGAAACAUUAUGCAUACAUCACAGAAGGGGUGUAACCUAAGACCACCCCUCAGAUACAUCCCACCUACAUCACAGAAAUUUAAAUGUACUUUUUCUCCUGUCACAGUUUAUCUCCUGUCUGGCAAGUUACUUGAUUGGAUUGCCUGGGGAGCCUGGCCAUUCUUUUAUAGUGGUAAAAUACUUAUUUCCUGGGCCAGGUCACAGGCUCACACCUUAUUCAAACAGACAUAUCCUUGAGACAGGAUCUGUGAGGAAAGAGACAAUGGGGAGGCUUUUCCAUCUUUACCAUGCAGAGAAACAUUUGCUCAGUUUAGGAAUCAAAAUGGUUCCAGGUUGGCCUUCCUGUGCUGAUCCAUGUACGUGUGGUUAUGAACGUUGCCAUAUAUCUAAAACCAUAAAAUUCCUAUCACAGCAAGUUCAAUCAGGAAAACAUGGGGCAGAUGGAUUAAACACCUGCACCAAAACAACACUUCCUUGAUCAAAUUGGCUGCCCACUGACUUCACAGCUGCAUUAAGUAAAAUAAAUAAAUAAAUGCCCUGGUGCUGUGAUAGGAAUUUUGAGGUCUUAGAUAUAUGGUAAUGUUCAUAAGUGUACCAGCCAAGCACGUACAUAGAUCAGCACAGGAAGACCAACCUGGAACCAUUUUGAUUCCUAAACUGAGCAAAUGUUUUCUCUGCAAGGUCAAAGUGGGAAACUUCCCCAUUGUGUCUUUCCUCACAAAUCCUGUCUUAAGGGCACAUUUAAGAUAUGAAUAGGGUGUGAGCCUGUGACCUGGCCCAGGAACUAAGUAUUUAUCAUUACAAAAGAUUGGCUAGGCUCCCCAGUCAAUCCAAUCAAGUAACCUGCCAGACAGGAGAAAAACAAUGACAGGAGAAAAACAACAUUCAAAUUUCUGUUUUAAACCACCUUUUUUGUGAUGUAGGUGUGAUGUUCCUGGGGGGUGGUCUUAGGUUACACCCCUUCUGUGAUGUAUGUAUGAUGUUUCUGGGGGUGGUCUUGAUCUUGUUGUUGUUUAGUCGUGUCCGACUCUUCGUGACCCCAUGGACCAGAGCACGCCAGGCACCCCGUCCUCCACUGCCUCCCGCAGUUUGGUCAAAUUCAUGCUGGUAGCUUCGAAGACGCUAUCCAACCAUCUCAUCCUCUGUCGUCCCCUUCUCCUUGUGCCCUCCAUCUUUCCCAACAUCAGGGUCUUUUCCAGGGAGUCUUCUCUUCUCAUAAGGUGGCCAAAGUAUUGGAGCCUCAGCUUCACGAUCUGUCCUUCCAGUGAGCACUCAGGGCUGAUUUCCUUAAGAAUGGAGAGGUCUGAUCUUCUUGCAGUCCAUGGGACUCUCAAGAGUCUCCUCCAGCACCAUAAUUCAAAAGCAUCAAUUCUUCGGCGAUCAGCCUUCUUUAUGGUCCAGCUCUCACUUCCAUACAUCACUACUGGGAAAACCAUAGCUUUUACUAUACGGACCUUUGUUGGCAAGGUGAUGUCUCUACUUUUUAAGAUGUUGUCUAGGUUUGUCAUUGCUUUCCUCCCAAGAAGCAGGCGUCUCUUAAUUUCGUGGCUGCUGUCACCAUCUGCAGUGAUCAUGGAGCCCAAGAAAGUAAAAUCUCUCACUGUCUCCAUUUCUUCCCCUUCUAUUUGCCAGGAGGUGAUGGGACCAGUGGCCAUGAUCUUCGUUUUUUGAUGUUGAGCUUCAGACCAUAUUUUGCGCUCUCCUCUUUCACCCUCAAUAAAAGGUUCUUUAAUUCCUCCUCACUUUCUGCCAUCAAGGUUGUGUCAUCUGCAUAUCUGAGGUUGUUGAUAUUUCUUCCAGCAAUCUUAAUUCCGGCUUGCGAAUCAUCCAGCCCAGCCUUUCGCAUGAUGAAUUCUGCAUAUAAGUUAAAUAAGCAGGGAGACAAUAUACAGCCUUGUCGUACUCCUUUCCCAAUUUUGAACCAAUCAGUUGUUCCAUAUCCAGUUCUAACUGUAGCUUCUUGUCCCACAUAGAGAUUUCUCAGGAGACAGAUGAGGUGAUCAGGCAGUCCCAUUUCUUUAAGAACUUGCCAUAGUUUGCUGUGGUCAACACAGUAAAAGGCUUUUGCAUAGUCAAUGAAGCAGAAGUAGAUGUCUUUCUGGAACUCUCUAGCUUUCUCCAUAAUCCAGCGCAUGUUUGCAAUUUGGUCUCUGGUUCCUCUGCCUCUUCUAAAUCCAGCUUGCACUUCUGCGAGUUCUCGGUCCGCAUACUGCUUGAGCCUUCCUUGUAGAAUUUUAAGCAUAACCUUGCUAGCGUGUGAAAUGAGUGCAAUUGUGUGGUAGUUGGAGCAUUCUUUGGCACUGCCCUUCUUUGGGAUUGGGAUGUAGACUGAUCUUCUCCAAUCCUCUGGCCACUGCUGAGUUUUCCAAACUUGCUGGCAUAUGGAGUGUAGCACCUUAACAGCAUCAUCUUUUAAAAUUUUAAAUAGUUCAGCUGGAAUACCAUCACUUCCACUGGCCUUGUUAUUUGCAGUGCUUUCUAAGGCCCAUUUGACUUCACUCUCCAGGAUGUCUGGCUCAAGGUCAGCAACCACACUACCUGGGGUGUACGAGACAUCCAUAUCUUGGUCUUGAUCUACAGGGUGGCAAUUUCAAAAGUCUUUAUAAGGCCUUGCGCACCAUUGUUCUGGGUUCCUCCUCCCUCCCUUGUGUGGUGAGUGAGGACUCUGUUGCAACAGAUCAAUAAAGAUCAGGCUUACUAGCUGCUUUGCUUCUCAAUAUUCUUUGGUUGGCCUCUGUUAUUUUCUCCUACCAAUAGGGAACCUAUGUAAGGACUCUAUAUGGGCUCUUGGAUACCCCAUAAGGGAAAAGGGCAAUUUUUGUUUACAAGAGUGCUAAGAAGUCAGCAUUCUAGGCAAGGAAAGCUGACUGAUUUCAAAGAAAGACAACUUUCUCCAUGCAAUGCAUGCCUGAAGAUAUGCAAAGCACUUGAAAGAAACUUCAUUAGCAGAAGUUACACCAGUCAACUGUUUUAUUAUUCUUUCUGUGUGCAGAAGGCAAGAAGGAAAUAGCUCUUUCUCCAUGGUUAGUAAACGGUUAUAUAUAUAUAUAUAUAAUGAGAUGUGUGUGCACAUUGGCGCGCACACACACACACACACACAGAGAGAGAGAGAGAGAGAGAGAUGUGUGUGCACAUUGGCUUCUGCAAACCAGAAAGAAGUCACCUUUCUUUUUAGACACUGCAAGGAAUUUUCCCAGCCUGUGUCAGCCUUCUUUAGCAACAAAUGUGGUUGAGUGGGCGCACAGGAAGUUGCUAACCAUGAAGCUGGGGGAAAUUAGUACAGAACGCCGAGCAAGUCACUGUGUUAGGAAACUUAGGGCUGCGGUUAGAAAAAUGUGUAGGCUGCUUUGUAGUGCUUCCAAAUUACAGCUGUAUCAUUGACAGCGGGUAAACACAUCACUCCUCCUUCUCCUGAAUAUGAAUAAGCUUCAGCAGGACAAGUAUAUCAACUGCCCAUAACAUUCUUGUUAGAAAUAUAUAGACUCCUUUCUUGAAAAUCAGUACACAUGUGCAGAUUAAUCACUUCAUCACUUUCCUUGUUUGCUACAGUCUUUUGUAUUCCUGCCUUCUUUGCUAAAGUCUGUAUAUCUUGCAUUCCAGAAUUAAUAUUGAUUAAGAAAGUCAAAGAGCAGCCGAAUCUUGUGUAACCUCCAGUCUUCUGUAGAUCUGCUGUUUAGCACAAAGCAAGCCUGAAUUAAGACUUUUCAUGCAUACUUUGUAGUCCAGACUUGGUGGGUGAGAUGCAAAUGGACUAAGGGGAAAAGGAAGUGGUGUUUUUCCACUUCAGAUAACUUUCCAGCUAUUUAUCUGGGCCCGACAUGCAUGAGUCAACCAUGGUGUGCAACAUUUUCACACUGACUGUUGGCCUUGUUUGUGAAAGGAGACAGACCUUUGCUUGGAGGUAGAGCUUGGAUUUUUCCUAAUGCUGCUGAGGGCAAAAUGUGCGCCCUAACUGGGAAUAAGCAUAUGUUCUUGUGCUCUUUCUAUUUUCAGUGCUAAAUAUGACUUAGGGCUUUUCAAAUACAUGAAUAUGUUUCUUUGGGAUUUGGCAGUCUGUAUAUACCUAUCACAGUUAACAUCUGACCUCUAGACACUAGAAGUGGUGGUGUUAUAACUCAGGGGUGGGGAACUUCUAGGCCGUGGGCCAAUCUUGGCUAGGCAGGGGUCCAGUUUGGCCCCAUGGGGCCAUUUCCCCCAAAUCACGCCCACCUGUCAAUCAGCUGGUGUGCUCGCUGUUUCUCUUGCAUCUAUUAAGCUGGGCCAUGGGGUAUGGGAAGAUAAAGACCUGGCCUGCCAGGACAAAUAGUUCCCCCACCCCUGGAACUAUUGUCUAAGACACAUUGCCUUCAGACUUCUGCAUCUGCUCAUAUUGCAUGCAUUUGCUCUCAUGUCUAAGCUUGAGCAUGUCUUGAAUUCAGACAUAACCCUUCUCCUGAAGAGGACCUAUGUAUAAGGCUGCAUAUGGGUGUAAACAGAUAGGUAUGUUGCAUUCCCCUUCAUCUCCCAAGGGGGAGCAGCUGGAAGCAAGGAGUUAUGUCUUGCUGCUGGGUGUUGCCUUGCAAUGCCAAAUUCCUGAUCUCUCCAAGGAGCAGGAGCUGUUGAUGCUCACCUGUUGCUUUCUUUCUUUUCCAGGCUUCUUCUUUGCCCCUGAAUUCCCAGGAGGAUGAGCCAGCAGAAUGGGGAGCAGUCCAAUCUGUCUCAUUCGCUCUUUGACACUUUUCUCCAUGCCAAGCAGUGCAAAGAGGUGCUGGGAAGUUUUGAGGCGCUUUGCAGACACCUGGGACUGGAGCAUACUGGCCAGCUCCAGUUCUAUCACAAGCUCAAGUCUCGCCUCAACUACUGGAGUGCCAAGGCUUUGUGGACCAAGCUAGACAAGAAGGCCGGGCACAAAGAUUAUGAUCAGGGGACAGCAUGUGCCAACACCAAGGUAAGGUGGCAGAACUGCGGUUGCUAUGCUGCAGAGAAUAGCCUACCUCAGGGUUGGGGGAACCUUUUCAUCCUGGCGGGCCACAUCUUUAUCUCCACCACCCUGAGCGGCCAACUUUUGACAGGUCAUUUGUGCUGCCCACCUGUCAACGUUUGCCCACUGGGGGAGAUGCUACACAAAGGAGGAUUGAACUCUCUAUGCAUCAGCUGAUGUGCCAGUUCAGUUCAGCUUUUUUCAGCCGGGUCUCUACCUGCCUCACACCUGAUGUCACAAAUGACAUCAGAUGUGGGGCAGGUGCAAGUGGUUUUAGAAAAAUGACCAUGUGGGCCAAAUAGGAACACCUGGUGGACCAGGUUUGGUCUGUGGGCUGAAGGAUCUGCAGCCCUUGUCUACUUGAUGGUCAUCACAUGAGAUGCUGAACAUUCUAGGCCUCUCCUCUGGUGGCCAGUACCAAGGACCAUCUUCCUGUGUUUCCCAGAUGCUGAAGCAGGCCUAUUUCUUAAAUGUGUGCUAAACUUCAGCAGUGCAGAUGAGCAUAUCUGGGUUAUUUUUCGUAUUCUGUGGUUGCUGUACUUCUACCUCCAAUUCCUGAUUAGUUACUAUACGUAAUGUAAACAUUAGUUCUGCCUACCCCUACGUGCAUUGCUUCAAUGUUUUAUCAUUACUUCCUAGUUCUUAACUUACAGAAGUAGAUCGUCUGUUGUGUUCCUGUUAUUCUAAAAGAUAACUCGCACUGAUAAUGGUGGGGUUUCCAUUGAUUUCCAAACGUGUAGGCAAUUGUGCUCCUGAAUAACCCUUCCAAAGUUCACUUUACACAUUAAAAUCAAGAUUUAAUUUCAUUGUCACCAACAAACCAAUCACCACACAGCACAUAAGCAAACGGAGAUGAUGCAGUAUGGUUUCUUCGUAAAACCUCAAAACAAAAAAAGGUAAAUUAAAAGGAAAAAUUGAGAAAGACCAGUGUCGUGAAAAUCUUUCAAAAUAUGUGAACACUUGGAAUUGUGAAACCUGAAGGAAAGGAAAGAAAGAGAAGAGAAGCCAUUCCUAUAUAUAUAUAUAUAUAUAUAUAUAUAUAUAUAUAUAUAUAUAUAUUAUUUAUUAAGUUUCUAUCCCACCCUUCCUCCCAAAGAAGCUCUGAGUGGCUGUUAAAAGAUUCUGUCCAUGAAACCCUGUAGCUCAGGAGAACCACCUUCCCUGCUUAACAUCACACCCAGGGAUGCCUAAUAUAAUUGACAAUCCAGCCAUGUGAGAAAUGCAGGGAGCCCUUGCGGUCGAGACUCCAACUGUUACCGCACGGAAGAUUGUGUUGCAGGAGGAUUAAAUGCCCUACUUUUGUGCUAAAUCGUAUGGCUAAGUAACCACAGGACAGAAAAGCCUACAGGAUGGUAAAUUGGUACUUUGUAUUGUUUCCUAGUUGUCUUCCCUUGGGAGCGAGCUUCUGUUUCAGAAACACUUAACUUCUUCCUAGCACUUAAGCAGCAACAGGUUAUUGCUGGGAAAAUGUGACUCUUUGCUGAGCUUGUGGAGCUUUGGGAAUGUGAAGUGCUGAACAGUCCGGACUGUGAUUGUGUGAACAUCACCACUCAUGAUGAGUGACUCUUGGCUCCAUGUCACUUUGUGACUCUGUACUGUGUCCAGGGAUGGCUCCAGGUUUGAGAGUGAUGGAGACAAAGGGAACUCUGGAGGGCCUUACUGGGCUUACUUAGUGGCAGCACAAAGCACUGGAUGGCAAGGAAGGUGUCCUGAAAAUCUCUCUGAACCUUUGCCAGGCAGCUAGGGAUGGUUGGUUGAAUUUCCCACAAUGCCCUGUCCUGGAACAAAGCUAUGCCAUCUUGUGGGAGAUUGCCAUUUUGUGGCUAGUCUCGGCUAGGAGCAUCAGGCUGAAUUUCUUUUUAAGGGGGGAACCACUGGCAGGAAUGGGGUUGACCUUUGGUAGCUGCCCAAGGAUGCUUAGUGCUGGUCUGUCAGGUUCUGCUCUAUGGAGUAAGGGCUGCCUUCCUUCCAACCCCAUAUACGGAUUCAAACUGCCUUUGAACGGAGGCUAAGCAGUUCAGCUUGAGGUGACUGCCAAGAUAAACCUUAAACGUACGCUCUGAGAGUAGGGCUCAGAAGUAUGUAGCAGAUCUUGGAAUGCCCUGCAAAAAUAAUGUUUGGAUCUGCAGUGACUUGUUGGGGUGUACAGGCAAGAGGGGCAGCACCGGGCCUUAGGUGGUUUGGAGUGUAAACAUCUGUUGCAAAAAUCUUGGUGGAUGUUUAAGAACUUCCUGUAUGGCUGGAUCUGUUGCAACAAAGCAUGAUUCAAAUUCUGACUGUCCACUCAUGUGAUUGAAUGGCUGCUUUGCUGAAGGAGACUGAGACAAGUCACUCUGUGUGGGUUCGCCAUACUUAAGUUCCGUGCUAAAACAGGUUUUUUUUAAAAAAAAAAAUCCCUGAAGAAGGUGUUUAUAGUAGUGAGAGGACAAGACCACGGUAAUGGCAAAAAACAGUUAACUGCAGAGCAGUGGUGUCCAAACUGUUUUCAAAAAGGGCCAGAUUUGAUGAAGUGAAGGGCCGUGAGGGUCGGCCAAAGGGCCAACUAAAGUUGUUAACCUUUUUUUAGGUCACUCAGGAAGUAAGCUGCUACAGGGGCCAGAUUAAACCACCGGCAGGCCGGAUUAGGCCCCCGAAUCGGACUUUGGACAUGCCUGCUGCAGAGGCUGCUGGGUCUUCCUUUGCCUCUGAAAAGGAGCAUUGUGCCCGCCUGCUCUUUUGACAUAAUGCCAAGCUCACAGUCACUCUUAUGGAUUGUAUGUUACCUGCCUGCUCCAGAGGCUGCGGCCACAGCAGCUUCCAAGUGUAAGCACUGUCUCCUUUAUGGCACCAUUUUAUAAACUUACCACCCGGUGAUAAUUCUUUUUCCAGUGCCUGAUUAUUGGGGCAGGCCCUUGCGGCCUCCGCUCGGCGAUUGAACUGGCCUUCCUUGGAGCCCAUGUGGUGGUGGUGGAGAAGAGAGACUCCUUUUCCCGGAACAAUGUGCUGCACCUUUGGCCUUUCAGCAUCCAAGACCUGCGGGCUCUGGGAGCUAAGAAAUUCUAUGGCCACUUCUGCACAGGAUCCUUGGAUCACAUCAGUAAGUAAUGCAGAACGGACCAGGGCAGGGAAAGUAUCUCCAACAUUAUGGAAUAGUGGUGAGAAACCAGCAUUACCAGCUAAUGGGAGCGAGUAGUGGUGGGAGUGGGUAGGAUGGAAUAUUAAUUAAUUAAUUAAUGGCUUGGUCUAGAAAGCAUUUACUGAAAAAGUAAUUUAAAAGUGCGUUUAAAGGUCCAGCAUCCUUAUGUAAACUGAACAUUUACUGCAAAAUGUAGCAUUUCUGCUUUCGAAAGGGCGUUCUCAGGAAUUGGUUCUUACUAGAUAGCUCAGUCGAUGGAACAUGAGGCUUUAAUCUCAGGGUUGUGAGUUCGAGCCCCACAUGGAGCAAAAAGAUUCCUGCAUUGCAGGGGGUUGGACUAGUUGACCCCCAUGGUCUCUUGCAGCUCUACGAUUCUACGGUGUGUCUCCUAAGGAGGGUUGUGUUUCACUGAGGGAACUGCAAUGGGUACCCAAAUUAAACUGUACAACAAGAAAGUAACUGUACAUCAAGGUGGUACAAAUUCAGAAAGAACAACAUUGGAUCAGUGUUUCAAAUAAAUUAAUAAAUUGUGUAAGUAAAUAAAUCGGUCAAAUUGCCAGUGUGGCAGAGGAAUUAGCUGACUUUAACGAUCGUUCCUGUCUUUUGGGCUUUGCUUUCAAUUUAACACUAUUGGCUUAUUGGAGUUUAGCUUGUUGCACACUCUUCCUCCCAGCCUGCAUCUAGAAAACCCUCCAUGGUGCCAUAUUCAAUAGCUCUUUAGGACUCAGUAUCCCUCUUGUUGAAACUGGGGAAGGCCAUGAUUUUCCAACCCCAUGACAGGGAAAUCAUGGAACAGGCUUCUUUCUGAAAUUGGAAGAAGAGGUGGCUGGAAGGUGGAGCUGGGGUUUAAGGCAGUGCUUGCCUGAGAGCAACUUUGAAAUGGGCACAGAUGGGCUUGUUUGUUUGUUUAAUUAGGCCUGCUCUGCUAAUCCUCUCCUUCUCUGUCUUGCAGGCAUCCGCCAGCUUCAGCUGAUCCUGCUGAAAGUUGCCUUACUCUUGGGGGUUCAGGUUCACAUCAAUGUGCAGUUUAAGGGGCUCGUCCCACCUGCAGCAAAUUCAGAUGGACAAGGUAAGAACGACAAAAGUCCUAAGCCUUUGGAGUCCUUAAGGGCAAUGCACCAAUCCACACCCCUUGUUUCUGCAGGUGAGAAGGUAGCUCAGGACGUCACAGUGAAAAACUGUUUCAUGGAUGAGUUUCUUUUCUGUUCUGCCUCCACUUUCAAAUGUUCAUUUCCCCCUUACUUUGCCAUAGAAGCAAAACCAGAAAGAAACCAAGCCAUCAGACACACCCCGCCAAAAAAUGCUCAUGGUCUCUCACAUCACUCACAACGCAUGGCUCUGAGGCACAUCUUGGUCAAGCUGUUACAUUUUCAUGGGUGUCCUGUUGGCUACGGGUCCCUCCACAAAGGCAAUCCCAUCCCAUCUCCAAAAUUGUGAACAAAUGCAGUUCUGGAGUUUCAGACCAGGACAUUAUGGUGCCCUUAACACAUUCCAAGACAGGAUUGGGUUGCUUUUGAGACAGAGACCUGCAGUUUCUCCUGCUUUGUUCCUGCUUUCUUUAUAAACAUGCAAGUCUGGGGAAGGGUCUGGUGAAUUUGACAGUCUUUGCAGCAGGGAUCCUGAUGAUUCCAUCCUCUGUUAUUACAGUCAGUGGCUGGAGAGCCAUCCUAAAUCCUCCUUCGUGUCUUCUGAACCAGUGUGAAUUUGACGUCCUCAUCUCUGCUGGUGGUGGCAGGUUUGUGCCAGAAGGUAAGCAGCCCUUUAAGACCUCUAGUUAAGGUUGUGGGAGAAUUUUACUUCGGAUUUUUUUUGAUGCUCCAGGUGUCUUAUCAAUAGCUCCUUAGGCCUCUAAUAGCAUCUCUCCUCAACACUGGAGGAAACUUGUGCCUCUGGCCUUGUGAUGAGCAGGUUCCCCCCUUCCUGUGUACUGAGCACCUCCAACAGAUAGAAUAAAGGGCAAAGCUACAAGUUUUCUAGGAACAAACAGGGCAACUCAAUGCAGAUGCAGUCCAGUUUGUAGAUAUGGUGCCUAGCCAAGUGAAAGGCCAAAGCAUUAUUGCAGAUUUUGGGGAUGGUAGACACUUCCCCAAACCUCAGCUUUUAUGACACUCAGAAUUCAGGGGAGCCCUGCUUCCUAUAUUUUUGGUUGUUUGGGGAAAUGUUUGUACAGUAUUAAUAUUUGCCCUGGAAUCUGCAAGUUGAGUGAAGUAGAGUUAACUGAAAUUGCCUCUUUUUGUGUGUGUUUAAAUUGAUAUACUGUUUUCCAUUUUGUCACUUGGGGAGUUGGCCUAGAGACCAUAUGUUUGACACUUAAGGUUUUGGAUUCAGGUAGGUAGCCGUGUUGGUCUGACGCAGUCGAAAUAAAUAAAUAAAAAAUGUCCAGUAGCACCUUAGAGACCAACUAAGUUGGUUCUGGGUAUAAGCUUUCAUGUGCAUGCACACGAAAGCUUUUACCCAGAACCAACUUAGUCGGUCUCUAAGGUGCUACUGGACAUUUUUUCCCCCGACUUAAAGUUUUGCUUUCAUCUGCUCUGCUUCUCCUGAUCUCCCUCAAUACCAAAUCAAGGGCUCCUCAGGAGGGCUUUAGGUGCAUCGGCAAGAGCAGCUGCCCAGCCUACCACAACGCCAACCAUUGAUAAUAGCUUGGGUCAUAAAAAAAUCUGAAAGGCAUCUUGCCUUGGGGCAGGAGAGGAGAUGAAAAGCAAAGGGAGAGGGAACAAUCUCUGUAGACGCUUUGGCACCAGGAAGCUUGCUCUGGUGGCAGCUUUUACUGGGGCUUGCCCAGACCAUUUUCAGAGCUGACCUGCCACUCCACUCCAGCAUUUCCUUGCCCCUCUCCUUUCAUUUCCCACACCUUUAUAGGAGUGCUGCAGUAUUUUUCAAGCCCUACCAACAAUUCCACAAACAGAGAGACCCAAUUCGGCUUUUGUGAAAUGCUCCCAGCAUUUCAGAUCGUAAUAGAUGAGUACAAUUGCCGUCCUGCCAUGGUGCUGAGCUUUCUCUCAACGUUCAAUCAGAAUUCCUCAUGGUGUCACCUUGAGAGCUGGUAAAUACCAUGCAACUCUUCAGAGAUCUUGAUAUUCAAUGGAGCUGGGGCUUGGCAUUUGCUACUCCGCUACUAGAAAUAGAGUGGCUAGUCUGGACACUUUUGGGGUGUUACCAUAUUUCAGAUGAGGGAACAGGCCCCAUGUUCUGUUCUUCUAUCCUUUCCCUAGUUCUUUCACAAACUGCCAACCCCUCCCUUUCCUUCAGGACUAGCGCUGUUUGUGUGUUUAUCUCCAGGCUUUAAGCGGAAGGAGACCCGUGGGAAAUUGGCCAUUGGCAUCACCACCAACUUCGUUAAUCACCACAGCAGGGCUGAGGUGGAGGUGGCCGAGAUCAGCGGAGUGGCUCGCAUCUACAACCAGAAAUUCUUCCAAAAUCUCUACAACAAAACAGGUCUGGGCCAGAUGCUUCUUACCUACAGUUAAUGACACUUUCCCCUUGUGCCUUCAAUAAAAUCUUUGUCAUUCCGUAGUUUGCAGUGAGAGAAAAUGGGGAAGCCCACAUAGCAAAUGGAAAAGGGUCAACCUGUCUCAAAUACCUUUUUGACCAGUCCUGGAUCCUUGCCAUUUUGGAUACAUUUCAAUAGAAGCUGAAUAAAUUAUGUAAAUCUGCUUGUUUGGGUAGUUUAGCAAAUCAGGCUUUCUUGGCAUGGGAUUUUUGGCAGAUAGGAUAUUUGUUUCCUCAAGUGCCAACUAUAUAAAGCUCUGUAAGGACAAAGGAAGAGUUCUGUUGGAUCAAACCAAAGACCUGCUUUGUCAAAAAUCCUGCUUUCUUACAGUGGCCAACCAGAUGCCUUUGGGAAGUCUGCAAACCGAUCAUCAGGGCAACGGCCGGCCUCCCCGACUGUGGUUCCCCAGCAAUUAGUAUUCAGAGACACGCUGCCCUCUGGUCUUGAAAGCAACAUGCAGCUAUCAUGACUAGUAGCUAUUGAUAGCCUUCCAUGAAUUUAAAUCCAUGUAAGCCAUCUUACAUGUUAAUAAUAAUAAUAAUAAUAAUAAUAAUAAUAAUAAAUUUAUUUAUACCCUGCCCAUCUGGCUGGGUUUCCCCAGCCACUCUGGGCGGCUUCCAACAGAACAUUAAAAUACAAUAACUUAUUAAACAUUAAAAGCUUCCCUAAACAGGGCUUCCUUCAGAUGUCUUCUAAAAAUCUGGUAGUACAAAGUACCAUGUUACAUCAGCAGAAGGCAAUGGAAAUUCCCUCCUCUUCUUCCUGCUGUGUGUGUCCUGUGUUCCCCCAAAUCUACACCAGAAUGUUGGGGGAACCCCUGGAACAGAUUUAGGGGCACAGGGGGAGAAGAGGGCAGAAGAACAUUCCUUUGCCCAAGCAGAAGUCCUUGCACUGAUGGAAGCUUUGCGUAGUGCUAGGCUGAAAACAGCCCCCAGCCUUUAACCUUCUGCUUGUGUUUGAACAAUUAUAGGCAUUGACUUGGAAAACAUUGUCUACUAUAAAGACGACACUCAUUACUUCGUCAUGACAGCCAAGAAGCAGAGCCUGCUGAAAAAAGGAGUUAUCUUAAAUGUACGUAUAGAGACUGAAGCUCCUUCAAGUACCAUGUGGGAGGGGAUGGCGACCCCAAACCAUCAUUUGAAUUUACAUGCUUUGGAGGUGAAAGAUCCUGCCAGGCCGAGAGCUGAUUGACACACCCAUAAUCUUGAACUCUGCAACAUUCCAAUAAGAUUUUUUUACUAUUGCUAUGGAAGAUAUCUUGGUCUCCAUUCAUUUCUAGGACAAGUCAGACAUAGAGAGCCUGCUGUCUCCAGAGAAUGUGAACCAAGAAGCUCUUCUUGCUUACGCCAAGGAAGCUGCCAACUUCUCCACCAAUUACCAGCUGCCUGAUUUGCAGUUUGCACUGAACCACCGCAGCCACCCAGAUGUUGACAUGUUCGACUUCACCUGCAUGAGCCGCUCAGACAAUGCAGCUCUGGUGCGUGACUGUAACGGCGCCAAGCUGCUCAUUGGAUUGGUGGGGGACUGCCUGGUGGAGGUAAGUGUCCCCAUAAUGAGACCACAACAAGCAUAUGGACAGAGUCCUUUUCACAGUGGGAGAGUGGGUGUGGUGGUGGUGCAUCUCAACCAUCCUUGAUUGCAGUUCUCAUUCACUUAUCUGUCCAUAUGAACUGACCUACUUGUUCAGAAAAAUCACAUGGCACACUGCCUUGAAAUUGUACUGGUUCAGUGGGGAGCAGGUGGUGCUGUGGUCUAAACCACUGAGCCUCUUGGGCUUGCUGAUCUGAAGGUUGGCUGUUUGAAUCCAUGCAAUGGGGUGAGCUCCCGUUGCUCUGUCCCAGCUCCUGCCAACCUAGCAAUUCAAAAGCACACCAGUGAAAGUAGAUAAAUAGGUACCACUGCAGCGGGAAGGUAAACGGCGUUUCCGUGCACUCUGGUUUCUGUCAUGGUGUUCCGUUGCGCCAGAAGCGGUUUAGUGAUGCCGGCCACAUGAGCCAGAAAGCUGUCUGUGGACAAAUGCCGACUCCCUUGCUCUGAAAGCAAAAUGAGCACUGCAACCUCAUAGUUGCCUUUGACUGGACUUAACCGUCCGGGGGUCCUUUGCCUCAUGCUGUUUUUUUUAUUAUUAUUUCUGGUUCAGAACUGGAGAGGGUUUUCGUUAAAAGCUUCCUCAUCUUAAAAAAUUGCUGUCAGUUGGGAAAUGUAGGUUUAAACAAUUUGUGUGAAGUUUGUUGUAACUGCGUUACAUGGGAGCUUUACUUUGGGAUUUUUCUGACACUGGCUAAGCUUUCAUUCCCAUUGAUUUCUAUGAGUGUUUAUAAACUUGCAUUACAGUAAAUAAUGCUGUACUGAUUAGAAAAAAAAAACACUUUCCUCUUCCAUGCGUUGUGAUGGGAACCGUUGCAGAAAAUGUGUUGAAAGCUGAAAUGUUCUUUAAAGGAUGGGAGUUAAGCAACCUGCUAUCUUGUUUUAAAUCUGCAUGUUUCUCAGACAGACUGUCUUUCACCUGGACUUAGCAGGGAGCCAUGUUACUUGACUAUCUGGGCUUGAAGGCAAAUCCGCUCCUGGAUUUUGUGAGGCCAGAGGCUAACCUUUGGCUGGGGACCAUAUGCAUUGGGUUUUUUGUUUGUUUGUUUUUGUUUUUUAAAUAACCCUGCCCUUCUGUUUGUCUAGCUUGGAGGGCUCAUCCAACAUCUGGGAAACCUGCUGUCUCUGAUCUAGCACUUUAUCCUUUGCACUAAUUCACUUCACUAUGCAGCCCCCUUUAUCUGGCAAAACAGAGCUAGCCAGCUGACACUUGGUGUGAGUGGGGAGUGGGCCCCCAUUUAAUGCAAACGUUUGCCAAAACAACAUGCAGCACACAGAGCGGCUGCUGUGAAUUAACCAUGACUGCCAGAAUCACUCUGGAAUCCCAAUUUCCUGCUGCGUUUUUGAUGCAGCUGAGCUGUUGGCCAACGUCUGCUAUAUCUCAUUGACUCAUUUUGCUAAGAGACCCCAAAACAUCUCUUUGUUCUUUCUCUCUCUUUUUGUUUCCCAGCCAUUCUGGCCUUUGGGCACUGGUGUGGGCAGAGGGUUCCUGGCAGCUUUCGAUGCUGCCUGGAUGGUGAAAAGAUGGGCCUCGGGGAUGCCCCCUUUGGAUGUGCUGGCUGAGAGGUGAGCACUCUGAGAAGGGGCAUUCUCUGCCCACAGUGAUGGUGGGGUGACUGGCGAUGGUGGUGGUAUCUUGAGGUCUAUAGAUGUUCCAGGUUAUGCGUUCAAUGUAGGGAGGAGAGAUAUUGAUACAGUGAGCCAGGACUGCCUAUUUUGUCUAGAAGUAGUGCUUCAGAGUCUUGGGCAGUUUUCUGAACCAUACAUAGACAGUCUUGUCUUCUGCUUCAUGCUCUCUUGUUCAGUCUUUUAAGCCCUAGCCUGGUAGCCAUAAGACACCAGGAACUUCACACAGGCAAGUGAGUGAGCUGGUGGAGCCCCUUUCUGUUCUGCUGCCCAACCUCAGGAAGUUCCCAGCAUCAUCUAGGAGACUGCAGGGCUGUGAGUAACUGACCUGGAGCAUGGAAUGGGGAACAGGAAUGGGUGUAACUGUCUGAUGUAGUGGGAACCUGAGAGCGCAGGAGAACUUGUUGAUGCUGCUCAUGCCACAGACCCAGGCAAGGGGUGAGGAGGGACUGCUGUGAAGAUGAGAAGGGUGAGAGCAUGUCGAUCUUCCUCUUUUGCCUGAAGGCUCCUGAAUGCUGUGAGUGCCAUGUACACAAUGUAUCUUGGUGCUGAGGGACUAAGAGGGGGACAUUCCUGCUUAAUCUCCAUGCAGGGAGAGCAUAUAUCAGCAGCUGUCGCAGACCUCACCUGACAACACCAACAAGAACAUCAGUCAGUACAGCAUUGAUCCUACCACGCGGUACCCAAACAUCAACCUCCAAGCCAUCAAGGCCUCUCAGGUAUCGCUAUACAUAUAGGGUGGUGGUGAAGAACACAAUAUCUCCUCCUUUUCCUUGUCAGUUUUCUGAUGAUUCUCUUUGCCUCAUGCACUCUUCUUUGCAGCUUUUAAACACUGGCACCAUGCCACGUCCCUGAGCCAUGUUCCGAAAGUAACAGAAAUGUAUAAGAGCGCUGGCAUUCGCCGCAAUAGGGCUUGGAGAAAAGACUCCCUUGCAAGACGUCCUUUUGUGCUGUUCUGGCACUGAAGGCUGUUCUUUGCUGAGUAAUGGGGUGCGGUGUGUUUUCCAAGCUGGGACGCUAAGGGCCACACAGGAAGCGUUUGGGCAGCUGCAGACCUGGGGGAAUUAGCUGGGUCUUUUUCUGGAUCCAAGCUGUGGUCAGUGAUAGGAUAUAAAUAACGGUGCACCUGCUUCCAGGUUCGUAAUCUGUAUGUGACAGGAGAAAUUGAAAUGGAUAUGAAGAAAGGAAGAAGUCGUGGCAGCCCCGAGAUAGUCAGCAAAGGCAAGUCUGGGUCAUGUUCUCCCCUGGCUACUGGUUGCAAUGGAUCCACCUGAAAACCAGUACCAGACCCCUCCACACUUGUUCAUACUCGCUGUUCUCUCCCUUUAGAUGAAUUGGAUUUCUCUGCAGCAAAGUGCAGAUCCUCCUCUUCUGUUUUUCUACCCAUAUGACCUCUCUGCUUGCUGUUCCUUCCCUAGGACUCUGCUUUACCCCCAAGCAGCAUAUAUCUCGGUCAAUAUUGCUGUCUCUCAGACUGGGAUGUGGAAGAGUGAUCCCAAGCAUUCACUCUAACAGACUGUUCCUGGUUCUCCAUAGACAUGACAAUGUUGCCGAGAUUCUGUGACAAUGAAAGCUGAAUAGGGUGGCUUCUUAUGUAGUAAGAAAAUGAAGCAAUGUGUAUAUAUUUAGUUGUUUUGCGAGUUCCACUUUUGCUAGUUAUGGGCAAGGCACCAAUCUACCUCCUGCCCCCCUGAAGUCCAGUUCUAGUCAUCUCUUCCAGACCCCUGCAGUGUAGGAAUCACAUUGCAUCAGGAAUCCCUGACAGAUGGUCAUCCAACCUCUGUUUUAAAACUUCUACCACCUUCCAAAGUAGUCUGUUCCACUGUUGAACAGUUCUUACCUUCCAGACAUUGCUGACACAUUUUUCAAACUUUCUUUUGUCUCCAUAAAGGCUAGAAAUGUCCUGUUUAGAAAUAAUGAGGCUUGAGAUUCUGGAGAUACUCAGUUCUGCAUGUGCAGAAUCCACACCGCUCUGCACAUAGAUUAAACAUAAAAUUGGGAAAGACAAAAAUUGGGAAAGUUUGGAAUAGGAGACCCACUGCCUGCAGCAUCCCAGACAGAUGUUUGUCUGGCUUUGCUCAAUGGUCUGUAAUUUGCAAAAUAGUCUCUGAAGACAGGUUUUCUUAGCAGAGAGGAAUCAGUGUUAAGGCUGACUACUUUCAAGUGUUCUGGCAUAGUGCAUAGAGUCAACAAGUCAAUGUCAGCAGAUUGUUACUAAUAUAUAGGAGACCUUUUUCUUUCUUUUUUUGCUGGGUUUUAGUUCUCUGAUCUCAGUCCUUUUUGCAAUUCUUUUUCUCCCUCCACCCAUUCUCUGCAGUUCCACUGUGUUCAAAUGUGUUACCCCAGAAGAAAACUGGUUCAAGAUAUUCCUUUGGGGGGGAAAAUUCCUGGGAAUACACCUGAUCCUCAAGCACACAGCAUACACCUUAGUAAUAGAGUAGCAGAAUCCAGUUGUCUUAAUAGGGUUGAGGAAACUUUGGUCUGUUAUAGUCAGCCAGCCAGUUGACUCUGGACUGUAACUUGGUUAGCUUUGUGCAUCAUGGCUGGCUUGUCUUGGGGCUGGUUUGCCUCUUGGUUGGCAAGAAGCCCAGAACUUAGGCCUUGCCGUAUUUUUGCUUCACUGCAGGCAUGCAAGGUCCCCAGGAAAUAGAUGGUCCAAAUCUUUCCACAGUGAAAUACCCUUUUAUUCUGGUGUAAACUUGGGUGUAAAAACUUCUGCCUCCCAACAAACUAACAAUGCUGAAACAUUUCUGCCUACUGCAUAGUUAUCCUCUAUUCAUCUCCCAGGAGGAAAACACACAUUUGUCACAAUCUCUCACUCCCAAACUAUCACUUCUGUGGGGAAAAAUCCCCUGCUGCCCAGUUCUUAAACAAUGGAGAGGGUGUUUAUCUAUUACAAUUUGCUCCAGCUGUAGCAUUUUCCUUUCCAGAUGUCUAUGAAAUAAACUAAAAAUGCCACAGAUCGCUCUGCAUUUCUUGAACGGUUUUUCUGCCUUCUCUUACAUCUGUGUGCAUUUCUCUGUCCCUCUGGCUCUCCCUUCCCUCUUUAAAUUACAGCUCUCUUGUUUCUUCUCUGUGUUUUCUCAUGUUUCCUCCCACACUGUCAUUGUUUUCCAUAGCCCAGUCUGUUCCCCUUGGCCUUGCUCUGCUUAUGGAAUAGCCCUUGUGAUGGUUAGCAAAUAACUAUGUGUUUUGGGAGGUGGGGAGAUAAUGUGACCUGCCCGUUCACUGUCACCCUGGUUAGAAAUGGAGUGCUAGCUACUAGGAAGACUUCUCUGAUUCACUUCCACUCAGCUUUUAGGCUGUGCGUUGAUGGAUUCCAAGCUAAGGAUGUUGUUACAAAUCUAUUGCAUGCUGAUGUGUAAAUCAGCGGUGCAGAUGAUGGCAAUGUGAUUGUUGUGGGUUCCUGUGUGGCAUCAGAGUAGGGUCAGUGGUGCCAGGUUAGUUUUGGAUGGAAGCAAAGUAUACUUUGGUGGUUGUUCUUCCUAUCGCAACAGAGCUGUGGUUUAGGCAAAGCAGUCACAUUUUGUCAGCAUAAAAGCUGCCUGAAGCUCCCUAUUUAGCUGGACUUGGAGUACAGCAGUCUGCCCUAAUCCUAAAGUAGCACAUACACAGUCUCAUCUCUGUUGGUAGCUAUGUGUUAGGCUUUUCCCCUUUUCUGAGCUCUGAUGGAGGAGGAAAAGUUCAGACAAUAAACCCUGAUAUGUUGCCAAACUAGGUACUGUGCAUUACAGAAAUCCUAUUAAUUCCUAUUAAACUGCUGGCCCACAGGCUAAUCUUGGUCUGCCAGGGGGUCCAGUUGGACUCAUGAGGCCAUUUCCCCUCCCAAACCAUGCCCACUUGUCUAUCAUCUGAUGUCACUGGGUGAUGUCACUGGUGGGAGGUGGUUUCAAUCCAGCUGGGUGUUGCUUCACAAGUGUAGCCCAAGCAGGGAAUGGUGAGUGGAGGGUUCAGUCCUGCUGGGUGCUGCUUUGCCAACCCCUUUCCUAUGAGUCACCUUGGCUAUAUGGGUUGGACUGCCCAUCCAUCAAGUCAUCUGAUGCCAUCAUGACAUCAGAAGAUUAGAGUUGGCCCCUUGGGGAGGGGGUGGAAGAAGAUUGGGCCGAAAGAUUCCCAAUCCCUGCUUGUCACUAGGUACAUCUUGGGAACUGGACCAAGUGUCUCUCUUUCAUGUACCCUUAGCUUGGUUUGCUCUUUCUCUCUCCUCUCCAUCAUCCUUCAUCCACCCUUCUCCAGAUUCCAACAGAGCCUAUGAGGAGCUGCUUAGCUGGUGUCAAACUAAUACAGCAAAUUAUCUUGGCAUCAAGGUAGAAGACUUCACAUCCUCCUGGAAAAGUGGCCUGGCCCUGUGUGCCCUCAUACAUCACUUCCGACCAGAUCUUCUGUGAGUGAGCCUUGCCGGAGGGAGGGAAUGCUUGUGGGCACAUUAGAGGCAAACUUUAUAAAGGCAUAACAAUUAGCCAUUGCUGUACCGCUCAGGAAACGCUACUUCAGAGUGAUUAUACUGUCCAUUUGUAGAAAAAAAUAUUUUAAAUUUGUUGUGCAGGUCAACUUAUUCUGUGGCUAAGUGCUUUUUUUUCUAAAUCACACACACAUUCAGCAAACUGUGUAUCCCAAAUGCCUAAAUUAAGGGCUAGUCCAUAUAUGCCUUUAUUUCUUAAUUCUUUAUAACACAGCUGAGAGUGUGAAUGGACUGCAGUGAAAUGUAUUAUAUACAAAGUGAUAUGCAGCGAUUUGCAAGAAGUUUGAUCUGUGGUGGCUCACACACACAUGCAAGUUGCCAUUUGAUGCUGGAAUAGCAGCUGUGUGUGUGAGCCACAGAUCUAGUCAGCCUAGAGAUCUCCAUUACUGACCUGGUGAUUUGCUCCCUUUUUGGGAAGCUCAGCACCUAUCCCCGACCCCGCCUCUAGAAAUCGCCACAUGGUACUGCUGCCUUUGUUGUAAGUGGAACUCUCCUACUCUAUACAGUUCUACUUCAGAAAAGCAGAGCUGAACGCUUCCAUCCUAGUCUUCCUUUGUGUUGGAGGUUCAGAACCAAGGGGAGUCCACUGAGCCUCAGAUGUCAGGGUCAAGUUAGGCCAGGCAUGGGAAGACCUUGUGGCCUGCAGGCAGCUUUUGCCCUGCUGAUCUAGAGAGGUACCAAUUCUCAAGCCUCUUCCCCACAGCAACCAUCCUUUCCUCCUUCCCUCUUACCAGUCACGGCAAAAGAGAGGGUGGCUAUAAAGGCAGAUGUGACUUUAAAAGAUGCCUCUGCUCAUGUUUAUGUUGCCACAGAGCAGGGAUGGGGAACCUCAGGCCCAGGAGCCAAACACAUCUCUCCAGGUCUCUCCUGUGGGACUUCCCCCACAUGACAUCCUUUAUUUUGCACCUCCUUGAGUCCCUAUGCCUGGCUGGGAUGUGUCUUGAGAUCCGAUCAGGCCUCUCACUUACCUGGAUGGAGGAGAGAGAGGGAGGUGCAGGUGUGAAGAAACCAGCUACUAUACAGAUAGAAUUUACACUAAUUGCUCUACCCACUUUUGCUGCUGGUCUCCCUGCCUGCCACUGCCAUGGGACACUCUACCCAGGCUGUGGGAAGGGAGUAUGGUCUUCAGUCUGAAAAAGGUGCCCCGCCCCACCACAAAGCAGUCUCUGCAUGUUUCUCAAUUCCUAGAGGGUGUUUCAGGGGGUUGAUGGCCACAAAGCCACAGACUCCCCAACCUGGGAGUCUGUUGCUUCACAGUCUUGCCUGCCAGAUAGGAUGGCAGCGACAUUUCAUUUGCCUGUUUUUGGUGAUCAAGAGAAGGACAGGGAGUCUUCCUGUCCUUGCAUAGUGAAAUGAGACGGGAGCAAGGUUGUUAAAACAGGGGUGGGAAGAUUGCUGGCUGACAUCCCAUUACUGGAAGCAGUGCUGUGUGUGGUUUUCCUGUUUUGUUUAAAGUAAAACAUAAUUUGUGUGACUGCCUCCUGGUGCCCAGUAACGCACAUGGCAGCCGCUUCACACAAGCCAGCUUGUCAUGAGCUGGGAGUUGUGCUGCUAUCGUUUUUAAAGAAACCGUCACACACUUCACCUUCUGCUUCAGGUGUCUGGUUAAAGUUUCUCUCAGUCUGGGCUAAGUCCUGUCAGUCACCUUGACUUUGUAUCUUCCUUCUCCAGAGACGUCAAUGCACUCAACCAGAACGACCCCAUUGGGAACAACCAGCUGGCCUUAGACGUGGCAGAGCAAGAGCUAGGGAUCCCUCCGGUCCUCUCCAGCACUGAAAUGGCUUCGAUGUCCGAACCUCAGAGGCUUGGCUUGAUCACCUACCUGAGCCAGUUUUAUGAUGCCUUCAAGAACUCUCCAGGUAGAGAAUCCCAAGGAACCCAGUCCUGGGGAUUUUCCUACAAGGAAAGCCUCACAAGGGGAGUGGGGAACCUUGUUUCCAGGCCUCUCUGCCUGGUCCUUGGGGACUCUUCCCAGGUUCAAUUCCAGGUUCAAUCUGCAGCAUCUCCAGGUAGUUCGGGGACCCCUGGAAAGCUGCUGCCACAGUCAUUGUAGACAGUAGAGUACUGAGCUAGACGGACUAGUAUCUGGCAGCUUCCCAAGUUCCUAAACACUGCAUUCUCUCUUCCAGUACCAGAAGAGAAAAGUUCGACGAUUCUGUCGACACGUGGUACCAAGGGAGCGAUCCUCUUCCUCAGCAAGCUUCAGAAAAGUCUCUCUCUCUCACGUAAACGUGCCCUGGUGAGUCUCUCUCCACAGCCAUUGCUAGCCCAUCACCAGACAUUCCCAGCAGUGUGUUUGUUUGUGCCUUAUGUGCUGGCUAGUGGCCCUUUGGCAGCUGGUAUGAUCUCUUCCCAGAUCACUUUAGCUCUCCCCAUUUUCAGAUGUGCCUAGUAAGAAGCACAGGAUGGGGGGCUGGCAGUGGGGGUUACGUUUAUUGCAGGAGCCAAGUGUCUUUGGCCUUCUGUCUUUUCUGCUGCUCCAAAGUCAUAAUUUUCGAUUGCAGGAGAGCUCUGCAGUGGAUGACCAAGCCAAAAAGACCAAGCAAGAGGCUGGGGUAAGUUCUUCCGUCAUUGCACUUAGGGGUUCAUCUGGUACUAGACAAGUUUUAGAGGAUGUCAUAUGUGAUGAUUCCACAUGGAAGGUACUGGCUUGAAAAAAUGAACAUGAAAUCUGCAUGUGGAUCAUAGUAUACCAAACUCCUGUGGUAUUUCACUGCCUGCGGGAAGCUUUAGCCAUCUGCAGUUUCCCAUUGCAUGAAUAUACGGGGGGGGGGGAGGGGAACUCUUUUGAGUGCAGCAUCUUCACACAUUAUGGUUACAUUUUGGGUUUCCUGUGAAUUUCUACAUGGAAAUGCCUUUAUUGCAGGAAUCUGGUUAUGUGUGAAGUCAACAUUAGAUAUGUCUGGGUCCGGACUAGUGAUGGGAAUGGAAAUUCAUUGCUUCUGAAAAUUCAUUGCUUCUGAAAAAUUCCAUUUUUUAAUCCAGUGUGUAUUUCAGGGAGUUUCAUUUAAGGAAACUCCAUAACCCUCCUUAUUUGAGUCAUUGCUAUUGACUCUGUAGAUUUUCUGACCUUUUAACACAUGAUGGGAAAUCUAGUGCAUGCAGUUUAUUGACUGCAACUGCCAGACGAGUAAUAUAACUUUAAGACUGCAGUUCAAAGACUGAUCCCAAGGGUCAAAUUCCACCUGUGAAAAUUGGAACUCAAAUGUCAUUUGGGAAAUCCCACCCUGCCUCAGUUCCAAUUUGAACUUUGCUGUGGCCCACCACAAAUUUAUUUUUAAGUGCUCAAAGAAACAUUGAUUUCCUCCCUUUUCACAAAAAAAAGUUGCACCAGAAUUCUGGCUGGUAGGAUACACUGGAGGCAAAUAACAGUUGCGAGGAGGUUGGAUGCUGCCUAUGAAGGCUGACCACUUGCCCACACUCAGGGCGGCUGCUAAAUGUUCCUCCCUGUAUCAGGUUGCAGGCUGCUAGCUCUCAUGCAUAAGCCAAGCUGAAACAGCUGUUAGGCCUGGAAGAAGCCAGAUGUCACUGGGCAAAAAACGAAGAUUGUUAUUGCAUUCAUCUGCUGCAGUUACAUGCUGGCAGAGAGCCUGGCAGCUCUCUUCUCUCGAGACUCAAACCCGCCCUUCCUCUUAUCUGACGGAAAGGAACGACUUGCUGGACCUUGUAGUCAUUGUCUUGUUGAGGCUGUUUUCUUGGAGAAAGACAUUGGAAUGUAACUUGCUGCCUGAUACGUUUAUCUCACUCGGGAUGGAGUGAGGUCAUUGCUAGAUGUCGGAGGCAGAGAGGCCAGAGGGCUGUUACCAUUACCAGGGGUGGGGGACCAGCGGCUCUCCCAGAUGUUGUUGGAUUACAACUCCCAUCAUCCCAGCAGGAGCUCAGGGAUCAUGAGAGUUGUAGUCCAGCAACUUGUGGAUAUUUGUUAAUGUGCCUCAUUGGGUUGAACCAUGUAUUUUGAAACCAAAGCACAAGAUGACUUGGAACGUGUGGUCCUAAAGGUGUGGGUCUUUUGGCAGAGCCCUGUCACCUCCUCAGUGAGGAGCAGCGAUGCCUGCUAUUUCUGCGGAGAUCGUGUGUACAUCCUGGAGCGAGUCAGCGCGGAGGGAUGCUUCUUCCACCGUGGCUGUUUCAAGUGUCACCGCUGCAAGACGACACUGCGGCUGGGGGACUACGCCUUCAAUGAAGAUGACGGUGAGUGGAGUUGAGAAGACGCAGUUGGUUAGCCUGAAUGGCACAGCCGUCAGUGCAGACGGGGGCAUUGUUUGAUUUCUCUGAAAUCCAAACUGGCUGCCUUUCUUUGCAUUGUGUCUCUACUUCCUGCAAGUGCAUAUCAAGAUUCAUUUGCACCAUUUGCUUUUAUUCUCCUAGAGGGAUCUGAAUCUGCUCUGGUAGUCAUGUUUAUUGGCAAGUCAGGUGAAUGCAAGCAACAUACCCUACCUGAUUAUGGCUAUCUUGAUUUUACUCCUAGGUAAUUUCUACUGCAUGCUGCACUGUCCUACCUCAAAGGACAUAACUACACCCAGCAGCACAACCUCUGUCAGAGCAGCACGUAAGGUGAGUGGGAUGGAUGCCUUUUCAGAACUGGAGGCAUUUGGUGCUGACUAGCAAGGCCACUCCCUAGCUGAUAAUUAACCUAGUAACUCUGUCCAGUAGCGUAUUCCAUGUUACUUCCUGUCACGCUCAUGGGCGACAGCCUUGCAACUUGCUUGCUUGGAAAACUGGCUUUUUUGUCUCCCUAGGAUUCCUCCAAACUCUUCAUUCCUUCAGACAAAGGCAUUCUGGACUUGGCUGCUGAGGACAAGAAGAUGGAAAAGGGUCCAUAUCAACCAAGCCUGGAUGAGAACCUGCUGUCUUUCAAAGAUCAGCUGCCAACAGGUCAACCUACAGAACUUCAUAAAUCAGCUGCUGAAGGCCACAGCUUACUCCCAGCCAGAGUAAAUGGAGGCUCUUGUACUAUGAACUCAUCCUGGCAUCCACAUCGUCAACCAUUAGUGGAGGUGGACAAGAAGUUGGGGGACUCUGUUUCUGAGGCUGGUUUAGCUUCAGAGGUUGUAGGUGAAGGCAGAGAUGGAAACAGGGCCAGUCCAAAAAGAGAGAGACUUGAACCAGAAAAUUGGACUGGCAGCCAGUCCCAAGAAGAGACACGUGACAGCCUGGUGACAGGAAUUCAAGGAACUGAUACAGAUCCUUUUCUUUCUGGAAAGGUGCCAACUGCUCAGAGCCCCAAACUAGAACAGAAGGAGUGUGAAAAUCUUCCAAAGAAAAAGAUUUGCUUGUCAGCCCUGGAAAAGCUUGAGUUAUCCCGACUGAGUCCAAUAUCAGCCUCAUUUCACUUUCCAGAUAUGAAAAUAGAAGAACGCAGCUUCAGCACCAUCUCAGAAGGUUGUUUUAUUUAUAUAUCAUAUGCCUUAUCCCCAAAGUUUGGGGCAGACCAUAAACAUGGGAGGAAACCUCAGCAAAACUUGAACAACAUCAGAGCCAUUGAAAUGGCUCCCCCACCUUUGAUUUUAAACCUAAGCGUCAAAGGCCAUGCUCAGCUGUCACCAUGUGCUCUUUCCUGUACAGCUGCAUAUGGCUUCAGGGCUUCCUGAGUAGCAUAUCCAUUUGUGUGUGCUGUGCGAUGUUCAUCCUGCUCACAUGGGAUUCUCCACCGUGCAAUCCCAUAUUAAAACACAUUAUUCUUUGUGACAUUGAACAUUUAGCUUGUUGCUUCUGAAACGGAAGCAUUUGGGAUUUUAGCAGAUCAGAGUUGCCUUCAUUGUGGCCCAGAGAGCUGUUUACUCUGGUCCACUUCCAUGGUAGUGUCUUCUAAUAAACCCUCAUCCUUUAAGAUGAGGUGGUUUAAGUAGGUGGUGGUGGCGGCAUCAGCAGCAUUCUCCACAUUGCCUGCUUAAUCCAACUCACAUAGCUUGCCAGACCCGUUUCUGUUCUUCGACAUGGGAGUUAACCCUCCCAUAUUGUGCUUUCCUGUUAUCUUUCUUAACCUUUGUCCUCUUUCUGGAGACCAUAAAACAGGAAGCACGUGCCCUGUUCUGUUAAUGCUUCAUAAAUGUUUAAGGGCAUCCACUGGCCUCUAUGGAACAGUUUUGUUUUGGGUCUCAGAUCACUGCAGUACUAACUGGUGAUGAGGAAUUUCAUUGUUAGCAGCGUUGGGCCCAGAUUUUGAUUGGUACAGAAGUAAUUCUACCUUCACUGCCCGUAGAAAAGAAGUGAACAUAGCAUCAAUGUGCCUGCUUCCCCACUUCAUUAUAUAAAACCAGUUCUUCUCUUGGAUAUCUCUAGCUAUAAAAUAUAGCUUCACUCCACCCCCAGCUCCCAAAUCACCCUUUAAUUUAUGGCGUCAUUCCAGAAGUCACUGAAAUGAAAUAUUUUUCUCUUGUCCUUUUUUUUUGACAGAUUCUCUGGAGAUUGACAGUGACAGUGAAGAGGAAGAAGAGGAGGAAGAAGCAACGAGCCAAGAUCUUGCAGCAUAUAUUGUGAGUGUAGAAGCCCAAACUUCAAUUCCACCACAGCAGACAAGCACAACUCAAAUCACUUUCAGCACCGUUUUCAGUAACUCAGGAGGGCUGUGUUAUCAUCAUGACAUCCAAACAUAGCAAAACUGGGAUAGCUCAGUUGGUAGAGCAUAAGACUUUUAAUCUCAGUGUCAUGGGUUUGAGCCCUGUGUUGGGCAAGAUUCCUGCUUUGAAGGGGUUGGACUAGAUCACCCUUGUGGUCCUUUCCAACUCUUCAAUUCUCUGCUUUUAACAGCAGGAGAGCAUUUUCUUUCGGUUUUUAACAUAAUCUCUUCAGCAAAUCAUGGGAUUCCUCUCACCACUCUUCUGUUAACUCUACUUCUUUUUCUCUCCCCUCUCCAAAAAAAUUCACUUUUCUCCCUCUCCGUAGCUCCUUUUUUGUUUUUUCUGACUCAACAGGCUCACCUUCUCCCUUCUUUUUCUCUCUCUAGCCUAUUAAUUUUUGUGUUUAUAUUAUUUUUUAAAAAGUCUGCAUCCCAUCAUUUGCUCUUAUCCCCCUAUACUGUCACAAGUUUCUCUGCAUCUGUUAUCCCCCCUUUUCUCUUUCCUUACCCUACAGGUUUCUCUGUACACCCCCAUCUUCGUUCUUCUUUUCUUCCCCAAACCCCUCCCAUUGCCCCAUCUCCUCCAUCUCAAUGGCAACAGGCCACAAGUCUUUCACGCUCCCAGCCAUUCAUAUCAACAAAGGGCGUCUCAGAAGUAGUUGGCCAAGUGGUGUGGCUGGCUGGAAGCUCCAGUAGGCACCUUAUUAUCCAUGGAGCUCCUCCCUAUCCCCAGUUUGGAUGGGUGGUGCUAGGCCCUAAAUUUAUGACACACAUCUGGAAAAGGAUCACAGACGAAUAUUUGGAAUUCCCCCUCAAGGGGGCUGCAAUUGGCUUGGGGGUCUGUAAGAACAGAAGCAGACAUCUGUGUUCUGAAAGGAUGACUAACAAGAACCUCACAAAGCCCUGAAGACAACACUCUCCAUUGUGCAUUCUGGGCAUGGUCCUGUCUACACAACAAGUUUUGACUGGAGAGUGAGUCACUCUGUCAAGACUUCUUGCAGCUGCAGGGUAGGCUCUCGAUUUUGCGAUAACAAUUCACUCGUCUUUUCCCCAGUGAUGUCAUACCAAGCACCUUGGGCUUAUGUAUUUAUUUUUGUACCUUCUUGUAACGGGGCUGGGUCACUGUCUAGCCCUAAACUGUGGCUGCAGUUUAGAUGGUGGACAGCGGCUUUUAAAAACAUCUCAUUUGAUUCUUGUUUGUGUGUUGUGGCUGCAGCAUUUCCUGAGCUUCACUGAAGAACCUCAGUAUCCAACGUGGAAGAAGACACUGAUGCGACGAGCCAAAGAGGCACAAAUGAAAAGGUUUUGCAAAGCGCAGGUAAUACUUGCAUGCUCCGCUGGUGGACGGGCACUGAUAUGUUUACAGGGAUCGUCCCAGUGAGGAAUGGGGCUGCAAAAAUUAAGGGUGGAAGCUUCAGAUACCUUGCAGCCUGCUAUUUCACAUCUCAGGCCCCGAGGCUGUUAGGUGUCUCUAGAGAUUCUCCCUGUUAUUAUAAACAGCUGCACGCUUUAUGUGGUGAAUGUUUGCUUGCAUAUAUCCAAGCUUUACAACCAUUUCCCAGAGAAAAUUCAUUGUGUAGACAUCCAGCUGUUCCAGGAAGGGUUUCCAGUGCAGGAAUGCUUAAAGAUUCACUAGGGGUAGGGAAUCACCCUUGUUGUGUUUGCUGCAUAAAAUGGGGAGCUGCCCUAUACCAGGACUAAUGAUGUGUGACAUUGUUGACCUGUAUAAAAAGUAUUAUUUAAUGGACUUCCAAUCUGCCCUUUAGGAUAUAUAUAUAUAUAUAUAUAUAUAUAUAUAUACCCUUCCAAGCUGGAUUGUAACAAAUGAACGAAAGACUAAAAAACAGUGUUCACUUCUAAUGUGAAAUAGCCCAUUUCCACUGGCUUGAUAGUACCAGUUCCUGGCUUUAGUAUCACCCAUGCACCACAUAUUUUCUCCACUUUGGAGCCCUCUUCCUGUUAAUUUAGAUGUAAACUCUCACUUAGCUUCCCCCACUUUUCCUCUUGUACCCUAGUUGCUCCCACUGUUAAUGCCCCACCCCAUAUAAGUAGGUUAGGCUUCCUGAAACUGGAAUGUGAUGCACUUCAGAACAUUGGGAGGAUAACUCCCAUGAGCCCAAGCGCCAGAAGAUUGUGCCAGGUUCUUAAUUAAUUUUUAUACUAUUUCACUGGUUUUUAUGUUGUAUUUUUUCAUACCGCUUAGAGAUGUUAAAAUAGGGUCGCAGUUUAGAAAUGCUUUUAAAUAAUAAAACAUCUCAAGCAGACCUGCUUCUGGAAGGCUGUAUAUAACUACUGUGUACAGUAUAUAUACAGUUGAAGCUCACAGGUGCAGGAUGUUUGGGUUACGUGGAAAUGGUGUGCUGCUUCCUGUGCCGAAACACCUUCUGUGUGAAGCCCUAGGUUGACUAUUUUGCUCAUUCAACUAAUGGUAUAAAGUAUUUCAAAAUUUAAUUUAUAGAACUAUAUGAGCGUGAUGCGGGCUGGUGAUAGUUAUAAAUCCUUUGUGAGUUAUUUCACAACAGUUGAUAGGUUCUAAACUGUUGCAAAUGGUACGCACAUAUAAAGUUAAUGGCAGAAAUAUUCAAGAGACUGUAAAAUGACUCAAUUACACUUAUAGUCUUAAGUAGCCUGUACAUCCACAGUUUCAGGUGCCGGAGGGAUUGGAUCAUGCCCUUAGAUUUUUAAUGAUGUAACACACGGGCAUUUUUUGCUUCAUAGACAAUCAUAAGCACUGCCAGGUUUUGCCAAAAAUGUACUACUACCCUAUAAGAGUUUCUGCUAGCUAUUCUGGGAAGCUAUCCACCCGUGCUUGGGUUCCUCUUCCUUACACUUUGAAAUGCUUUCUUCAUUUGACCAACUCUUUAUUGCUUGGGCAUUCCAGUCAAUCCAGAGGAGGCUGGAAGAGAUUGAAGUGACUUUCCGAGAGCUUGAACAACAGGGCAUAGAGCUGGAGCGAUCUCUGCGGGAAGAGAGAGGUAAGAGCCUGGGCUUCCGCCAAGAGAGAUGGGGGUGAGGCUGCAGCCUAUGGAUAAUACAUGCAAUGGCAGCUGUACUCCUGGGAUAACUUCUUCCCUCCUUUAUCCUCCAGGAACAGAUGCUGAACUAAAACAAUGGAUGAACCAGCUGCUUUCCCUGGUCCAAAAGAAGAACAGCCUGAUGUGCGAGGAGUCUGACCUCAUGAUUGCGUAAGAGACCAUGCCUCUCAUAGUUUUGAGACCUGGUACUCAUGUCAGUUCUCAUCACAGGGGAGUUGGCACAGCACUGCUCCUUCCUGUACUAUCACAUGUAGUGCUCAGUUUUUCUUGAUACCCCAGUGGCAUUCUUCUGGUUCCUGCGCUACCUUGAAUGCCGUUAACAACCCAACCUAGUUCAUAUUCAGAGUGCUGGAAGAUGGUGUGUCACACAGACAGCAUGAAUAGAACUACUGUGCCAGUCAAGGGUGGGGAAGGGAGGUGAAGGGGUUUAGAGUUGCUCUUGGACUUACUAGCAGAUCUUAGUCCCCUAAGCCAUUUUAAAAAGUCGUUUUUGUCCCCUUUCCUUGCUUGGUUUUAAACAGCUAGCUCAUUUGAAACAAAACACAUACAGCUGGCAGAAUGUGUCAUACGCCAGCCUUUCAUUGGACUACAGCUCCCAUCAUCCCUGUCCACUGGCCACAUGAGCUGGGACUGAUGGGAGCUUGAGUCCAGCAACAUCUGGGAGGCUGAUGCAGACCAGCAGUGGGAAUUCUGAGAAUGAACCCAUGCAAAGUUGGCACUGGACCAGACCUUAUGUUGAAAGUCUGCCAUGUGUAUAUAGAAGAACUACUCCCCUGGUAAUGUUCUGUAGAUAGAAAGGCCUCUGUAAACUGCAGAAGUAUUGGCUAUCUCAGGGACAACAGGACCUUUCCCUGGGAAGCUCCAGUUAGACAAGGCAGACAUGCCUUAUUCAUUACUACUUUAACUCCUGCCCAAUAGUCUGUUCUUAAUGAGGCUUAAAGUAGAUGGAUAUUUGAGCUGACAGUAUACAGAGGACUGUUACUAACAAAGGGAGAAUCAAUUGGAAGACUUCUCAAGAGUGGAUCUUGUAUACCAUCAUGAGCUUCUCAAUUAUAAAUGACCAAAGUUCUCAGUUGUUAUUUUUUACCCCAUAGGGUUUGUAGAGAUAGACUAUGGAAAAAAUUAUAUGAAACGGACAUUGACAGACGACUUUUAAAAAUUCUCAGAGAGUUACAUACAGACAUUACAGUCAAAAUCAGAACUGGGCCAUCGGGAACUCUUACGGACCCACUGCCAUUGGGAAAGGGGUCAAACAGGGAUGCCUGCUAGCCCCAUUUCUUUUCAACUUUUAUAUAAACGACAUUGUCCAGUACAUGGCAAAGUACAAGUCAUCGGCUCCAGCCCUUGAAGGUAAACGCCUGAAUAUUUUGCUAUAUGCCGAUGACAUGGUUUUAAUGGCACUCACCCGAAGAGGCUUACGCAGCAUGCUGGAGGGGAUCGCAGCCUACUGUUCCCAUAAUUCACUAAAGAUAAACCAUGAUAAAACAAAAAUUGUGGUGUUUACUAGAGCUCGACACACCUUUAGAUGGUCUUUAGAUGAACAAGUGAUUGAACAGUGCCCUUUUUUUAAAUACCUGGGUGUUACAUUCCAGGCCACAUCUAGCUGGCUAGCCCACUUUAAGGCUGUAACCAUCCUAACACGAAGAACAAUUGGUGUUUUGCUUAGUUUCUUCCAUACCAGGGGAGGACAAUUGGUGAUCCCGGCAUUAAGAGCUUCGUUGGGAAAGCUAUUCCCCAGAUGUUAUAUGGGAUAGAACUCUGGGGGUGGAACCAGAGGCUGUUGGAACGGCUUGAAAUUUUGCAAAACUACUAUCUCAAGAAGAUUCUAGGCCUCCUCAAGGAACCCCAGCAGCCUUCUUGAGGGUGGAGGUUGGUUUACCCUCUGUGUCUGCCAGGGCCCACCUAAGAUUCCUACGAUUUUACAUCAACCUUGCAAACUCUUCAAACACCUUAUUGGCCAAACAAGCCUUCGUAUCUUUUCAAAAGAAUACCACUUGGCGCCAAAACUUAUCUGAGAUCCUGGUUAGAUACACCCUACCGGAGUUUAAUCUCCUCAAUCGGUGGAGCCCGGACAAAGUCCGGAAAUGGAUCCUGGAGAGAGACGCUCUGUUAGAUACCACAAAAAUACAGAUCCCAGGGUCCUCCCACUGGCUUCCCCGACUGAAAGCAGUCAAAAUCUGCGCCAACUACUUGGAGAAUAUCACCAAUCCCACUCUUCGGAGAGCCUUUACUAUGGCCCGUUUUCAAACCAUUCCUACGGCCUAUCUGUCAGGCAGAUAUGCAAAAAUCCCAGUAGAGCAGCGGAUAUGUCCUUGUUAUAUGAGAACCAAAGAGGAUCUCAUACAUUACAUGUUGUAUUGUCCCAUCUAUUCGGCCUUCAGGGAUGCGAUGUUACAAACUAUACCUAAAUCAAUAGUCAACCCUGAGGACCAAGUAAAGUUUUUACUGGUAGACGCUGAUCCACGGAUUUCUCACGUGGUAGCGGUCUUUGUGGUGAAGGCUAUGAAAACUAGGAUAUGGUUCCUGGAUGAAAUGGUGAGGUCCCUCCCAUUGCUCUCCUAACCUGUUGCUGAACCUUCUUCCUUGAAUGGUGGGGUUUUUUGGGUAGUUUCCUUGCUGGGACAACAUAGCAUGAAUUUUAGCUUACUUUUAUAAUCUUUUUGGUUUAUCUUUUAAUAAUGUUUUAUGGUAUUUUGUGUAAAGGCAUGGACCUCACAAAUUUAAUAAAUUUGUUGUUGUUGUUGUUGUACCCCAUAGGGUGCAAGAGCUGAAACUAGAGGAACAGCAGUGCCAACUGGAUCAUGAGCUGCGCCAAUACGAUAAUAUGGAUGGUAAGAGAGAGUAUAAGGGGUCCAGAUUUAUACUAGGAAAUGCAGAGAAACCCAAAAAAUGCUUGCCAAGCUAAGUGGGAGCAUAUUUUUAUUCAUUCACAGAAUUGAUUACUGUAAAUCAAUUGACUGAAUGAGGGGAGGAAAAGGUCACUUAGGAUGGAUACACGAAUCAGAAGCUUGCUACCCUGCUAUUUACUAUAUCUGAUUCUCUUGGGCUUUAAGCUAGUUGGCAAAGGAACCCAAGUCUCUUGCAUCAAGCAGAAUUGUUUUAUGCACUCAGUUAUGCCUGCUGUAUUCUAGUUAGAGCCCGUUAGCCAAGUUAAUGAACUCUGGCAUCUUAUAUGUACCUGCUUCUAAUGGAAAACCUGCAUACCAUUGCAGAAAGCAGUGCAUGCGAUUCCUGCCCACCCCCUGCUAACUUAGCAUGGAUUAAUUAUUCAAACUUUGAACCAGCUCCUUUGUUCUCAUGAUCUGUUGUUAGGGUUAGAUAUUUUCAUUGUGUGUAUAGAAUGUUUCUAAAUACGCACUGGUGAUGGAGAAGACGGGGUAUGUGGAUUAAUUUGUCCUAAACAGAAUGCAAUUCUGGGAAUGUCAUAAUGGAGACAAGCUGUCUGCCUGAUUUCACUUAACUGCUGAGAAGAAUUAAAUAUACAGACGCUAAACAGAGAUUUCAUUCACAGCAGGGGUGGGGAGCCUGUGACUCUCCAGAUUGUUGGGACUACAAUUCCUGGCCAAUGGGCAGAGAUAAUUUGAGAUGCAGUCAUGUAAUAUCUGGAUGACCGCAGGCUCCCUGUUUUCUAUGCCAUAAUAGUGACUGACUUGGAGCCGCAUUUUUUGUGUGUGUUUCUUAAAGAAACUUCAAAAACCCUAGAAGACCAGCUGAAAGAGAAGGAGAUCCUGUCCCAGUUGCUGGAGGUGGUGAACCAGCGCAGUGCCCUAAUUGAGAUGCAGGAGGAGAAGCGUCUAAGUGAGCUUUACGAGCACGCACCAGCAUUUGGGGACCGUGGGAAGAUUUGAGAGUUGGCUGUAUUGAAGCUUUUGUCUUCGUGCAAAAGCUACAUUUUAACACAAAUUCCGUUUUAACAUGUAUCUGCAGAGGACUGGUUGAUCUUCAGCAAAGAUCUGUCCGAGGCACCCCAGGAAUAAUGAAGGCCAAGGGGCUGGCUGCAGCUCUGUGCUGUAAGCAUCAGGCACUUCAGGGAGUUUGUUCAUUAGCAGCCUAGGUCCGCUGCCUGGGAUUGAGUCCCUUGCCCCCCCGCCCCCCUGCCCUGCAGAUUAGUGUUUGGUAGCUGCUAUUAGGUGUAAGGAGAACAAGCCUGACCUUGAUGCGAGUGUUUUUAAGUAGUAAGACUGGAAAUAUGGCCGUUUUUUAUUUUAUUCUUUUUGCCAAUAAGUGAUUUCAUUAUAGUGUGUCUUAAGAUUGUCCUCCAAAUUCUUCUUUACACUGGCUACAGGGAGACAAUAUUGCACAUGUAACUAUCUAUAGCUGCCUGCAUUCUCCCCUAUGGAAAAGGCCUCACUUACCAGGACAGCUCCUCUUUCAUGCCACUUCAGGCAGCUGCAAUGUUUGCCACUUGGGUAGUAGGGGGCUGCUGCUGUGCAAGUGAGCAUUUCUGCCUUCACCCAAGCUCCAGCGGGGCAAUAUUACUUGCACCUCCCACUCCCAAACUAGCAUGAGAUAUUUGGAGGGGCAUAAAUGCUAAAUAAUUUAAUAUAUAAACCAGGUGUAGGGAACCUGUGCCCCCCCACCCAGUGUUGUUGGGACUACAACUCCUAUAAUCCCUGAUCAUUGGCUGGAUCUGAAGGGAGUUGGGAGUCCCAACAACAACAGCAAGGCCUUUCUAAUAUAAACAGUUUACAGGGUAUUACUAGGGAGGGGGCACAGACCUGUCAGUUGAAUGAGCAAGGCUGCAUGCAGCCUGCCAGGAAUUAUAAUAAAAAGCAGCACGGCCCCUGGAGAAGUGUGAUCCUGUCACACAGUAUCUGGUUAGGCAUCUUUGCCCCUCACACUCUACUUACAUGUGUAAUGGAUUGCCAGCUAUAAAACCACACAGGUGUGGUCUGAAUAUAGUAUCUCAAAGCAAUAAAAGAACAGCCACUAGAGAAGAAUUAGGGGCGCUUUUUCAUCACCACAAACUGCUCCUGCAGCAAGCCCCUUUACAGAACAAGGGUCAGACCUCUGCGGCUGAGGAGAUGGCUACCUGUUAGAACCAGAAGGUUGCCAUGCCUGAACUGCUGUUAAGCCACAGCUCUUUUUACGGGCUGUGUGCUCCUCUUUCAAUAAAGAUGCAUGGAGUGAGCUGGAAGUGUUGUCCUGCCUUUUCUCACCCAAGCUAAUUUAACACAAGAAAAAAAAAUAUCCCACAGGUAUCUUCUGAAGUUUUCUUGGGCUCUACUAAACUUUUUGAGAAGACAACUGUGAUCCCUGCCUUUCUCUCACUAAAUGAGAACAGCAUGGAAGGGCACAUAAUGAAAGAUACGCAGGUAAUGUGCCCAGAUGGGAGAAACCUCAAUGAAAGCUGCUCUGAACCCUUUGAGGAAGAGUAGGCUACCGGUUAAGCUUGUUAAACAAAUACUCACAUGCAUCAAAAAGAUGCUGUUCUAGGCUGGACAUGAUUACCUACAUGCUUUCACAGACCUGUCUGCUAUCUGGGCUAUUUGCAUGCAGCCUCUCACAAUGUUCUCAAUGUAACCGUGGUUGACAACUACGUCUUCAGUAACACACCAAACACAUUUCUGCCUGCUAGAUGAGAAGUACUUUUUGUCAGCUUGGCACAAUGAAGAGGGGCAUGGGAUGGUAGGAUGGGGGUUAUCCAUGGUAAGAAAAAUAUAUCUACAUACCAAAGGUAGGAUUCCUGGUCUCAAUUGCAUAUAGGUCUCCAUUUCUCCCAAGAUGUUUUAAGGCGCUAAAAGGGUGAAAUUCAGCCUGAAGACUGCUAAUCCCAGCUCUACAGGUUACCGCUGGUGUCAAAGGAGGGCUUUUCCAACAGAAGAAGAGUAUUUAAGAGAUUUUUUAAAAGACUCAACAAUUACAUAAUAGGCUACUAAGAACUGUGCUGAAGGCUAGCUCCUUAGCUGAGAGCCAAAAAUGCUCAGUGGCGUAACAUGUCUUUUGCAUGCAGGUCACAGGCUGAGACUGGCAUCUGCAGAUUCCCAGGAUCUUAGGCAAGGCAGCUGGGAAAAUGCCCCCUGCCUGAGACCCUGGAGGCCUGCAUGGUUUAAUGGUUUGACUUGUUAGGAAGCAGCCACACCAGCCUUAAGCUUGCUGGCUGGACUGCGGCAAGCCCUUUAGCAUCACUCCCCCACCCUACUCCAAAGAAAUGCAAACAACAGUGAUCUACUUCACAAGAGCUGCAGGAAGUAUGAUGUCAGUGAAAGGAUUUUGGUACAUUCAAGUGCUAAGCAAGCAAUUAAUAAAAAGGGUUUCAAGGAAAAGAAUUUCACCAGUAAAUGCUACUUUCUGCUCUGUUGUAUUUGAAGACUGAUUUAUUCUGUUUUCAAUUCAAAAAGGAACUUUGUAUAAACUAGAAACGCUAUACACAUUUUAACUCGUCUGCUUAACACCAGGCUUUUACAGUACUAAUUCAGCCACCCGACUCGGUCGGAACAGCAUGGUUUGGUUUGAUAAAUGCUGGUUUCUAAACAGCCACAGCUGAACCGCAUGCACUUGAACUGCUUUCGUUUCAAAAUUCCCUUCUGCACAAAUCGUACUUGUGCUAGAAUCCCUUCAGCAGAAGGUCGGAACUAUUCGUAGAAAGUUUUAUUGCCCUAGAAUUAAGCUAAAAAUAAUAAUAAAAAACUUCUACGGCAAUUGCUGCCACGUGCUUAAAAAACGGCUAACCCUUAGAACCUGGCGGCACAGAGGAACUUACGGCUCCCGGAAAAGCUUUCAGCAUAGUCUCUUGGUCCCUGUUGGAGUUCCAGCAAGCGACAGGCCUCACCGAGAGCUCAGCUUGUCCUGGAGUGUCUGCAGCCCCACCCGCAUCUGCUCCUCUGUCCCCUGGAGCACCUUGACCUCGAUGGUGUGGAAGAGGUAGAGCACAGCCGAGAUGAGCAACACCAGCACCCCCAGCAGGCUGAGCAGCGAGAAGGAGAACUUGGGGAAGGGCUGCAGGAGGGCUUCGCCAAACAUGGAGCUCAGCCCCAUGGUCGCCUGCAUGAGCAGCAGCAGCAUGGCCAGGACGGCCAUACGGCCGCAGGAGUACUGCUGCCGCUCGGCCGCGUGCAGCCCUACCCGCACUUCCAUACGGGCCUCGUUCAAGACGUCCACCAGCACCGGUUCUAGGAAGACAGACGGCAGCAGGACUCAACCACAAUGCACGUUGAGGCAGUAAAAGUCCCAACACGUUUGUGUCCAAGCCCACUCAGUGGUCUGCAGAGGCAGGCCAAGACUGCUACUUUAUGCAGAGAUACUGGCUUCUUGACUAUGGUAGUGCAUG